This is a messenger RNA of Xyrichtys novacula (pearly razorfish), 49647 nucleotides long. Lineage: Eukaryota; Metazoa; Chordata; Actinopteri; Labriformes; Labridae. The record is from the annotation of a GenBank genome assembly.
GGUGGGGGAGCAGCAUCUCAUUAAGAUGUGCGCAUGCGCGGCAGCAUUUAAUCUUCUACCGAGUUGACUUGCAACACCUUUCCUCAGCAAAGUGGUCAAAAAGAAGUUUUUUACGCAACUUUUGACUACCCAUUUGGCAAUUAGCGCUCAAAUUAGGUUGAACUUGUUUGCUUAUUUUUGUCACUCACUCUAGAAAGUUACUCGUGUGGUUUUAUUUAGGUCAAAAGGUUGUGACAGAAGCUAGUUCCGCCUUGGUUUCCCCCUGUGAAUGGACCAGAACGACAAGUGCCAGAAGUGAUCAGAGGACAACGACAUAGAAGGGAAAACACGACUCCUGACUCUUGGAUAGUUUUCCAAGAACAGUCAAAGGGUGAGUAACCGUUUUCACCAUGUAAAAUUUGGCUUUUUAAAGUUGGAGCCAGUUUCUGUCCGCUAACAAAGCCGAUGCUUUGGUAGUGUUAGUGAGACAGUAAGUUAGCCACCUGUUGCUGGCUCUGGCUCACUUUGGCUAGCAGCAGCAGUAGCAGAGGAUUAGCAUUAUGGCAGUACUCGUUGUAAUCAGCUCUAUCUUUAGCUCACAGGUCGUAUUAAAAGGAGAAAUGAAUAUGAAGGAUGAACUAAUUUAACAAACCGCGUCCGGGCUGUUAUAGUUUGUUUAACGUCCCUCUUCGAGUCGCUGCCUGUAGGGGAGACCGGGUUCGGUUGUCACAAUUUUUACUCUCGUGUGAAUCCCUCAGGAUCAAUAGACAUCUUAAAAGAGUCUGCAACAGACAUUAAUGUAAUGUGUAUUUUUAAAAAAAAGACUACUUGAUUGAUGUCUUAAUUUUAGGUUUUAAAGCAUAGCGUUCUUGGCUGUCACUCUUCACAUAGUAUAGUAUCUGUAUGUUAGUAUCAUAGUACCAUUACUGAGCUUUUUGUUUUUAUCUGUCUUUUUCCAUGUACUCUAUGACUAUAUGUCAAAGCACUUCAUAAACUUGUGUUUUUACAAGUGCUGUACAAAUACAGUUAUUAUUAUUAUUAUUAUGUUGACUGACCACCACAGCAAAGACGGUGUCAUUAAUGAGAUUGAAAUAAUACAGUAUGAUUUGAUACAAUGCAAACUAAUAUCAGUAGGGACAUGCAAUCUUUUUCUUUUCCACAAAGAUCCGAUAUCAGGGCUCGAAUGUGCAACCAUUUCACUCACAUUUGCGACAAAAUUAAUCUCAAAUUAAUUUCAAAUAGUAGUACCUAAGUCGACUAAUAAGACAAACAUUAUUUGAGCAGUUUUCAUUGUGCCCCUAAAGUUCUUUGUGUGGUCCUUGUGAGGAAAAUUAGUGUCAAGCCCUGAAUAUGCAGAUUUUUUCAGACUCAUUUUGGCUGACAUCAGCACAAACCAUGCAUGGUGAUAUUUCCCACCAUGUGUAAAAGCCGAGUGACUAAACGAAUUUCAAGAUUUUCCUGGGCUCCUUUACAUUUGGGUGUUUCCUGUUGUAUUUCUUAGCUGAAUGACUGGAGCGCAGGCUGUUGAUGAGUUUUUCUUGGCAUUUCUUUUGUGCUUACUUUUCAGAAACUCUUUGUGCCUUUUGAGAUGGACAAGUUAAUUGGCAGGGUUAAAGGAAUGUUGUUUUACUCCUCUGAGCUUUGCAAGUAUUUCAUAUAGCUAUUUAGUUGUCUGUUUCCAACACUUCAGAAUACUCCCAAAUACAGCAGACAUGUUAAAGAUCAUUGUUGGCUGACAUGAUUGUAGGGGAUUUUCUAAUCUGCUGAUAAUGAUAAUCAGCCUUUUAAGCUUUUAUCGGCUGUUACAGAUAUUUUGCCAACAGUGUUAUGGGGAAAAUCUACAAGCAGACCCAGAUUGACGGUUGCAAGAGUAUAUAAUUUGCUUGCAAUAUUAUUGUCCUUCAAGACUAUCACAGUAUACAGCAGUGUCAGUAUUAUCUGUUUUGGUCAUGUGAGGUUUACAAUCUUGCUAACUCCCAGCUGGGUACUUCAGCUCUUCCUGUGGUUAUUUUGCUAACAGUGAAGAGACCCAUUGCCUGAAACCAACUCACCUGGAGUCGUGCCAUCUGCCACAGCUGGCCACUUGUUUUUCUUGAAUCUUUAUGUUUGUUAGCAUGCCUGAGCUAGCUAGUCAAGUGGCAUUUUCUGGGUAAAAUACCGUAUCGCCAUGAAGUACUUCUCUGUAUUUUACAAGGUUUACUGGAAAACUGGAAAUGCCAGUAUUGAGAAUGCAGUCCAAUAAAUAAAAGUAUUAAAGACCUUAUACACACCGAAUAAAAGGUCUGAACAGGACAGAGUACAGCAGUAGUAGUCUGGUAGUUUACAGUUUGGUGUUGCACAGUAUGUUUAUGUGUAUAAUAUGGUAUUACAUUAAUAUAGUAAGCAAUUACCCUGAUUAUAGCCUUUUUUAAAGUUAGUUUAUCCUUGUUUUUUGUUUUCUCCUCAGUGCACAUGUGUGAGUUUCACAAAACUUAAUAACCUUUGUUCUCUAAAUUUGUAAAUGUUCAUUUUAGGUGUCAGACCUUCGCACCGCAGCUGUAGCAUUAACUUGAAUUAUGACCGGAGCUCAGCCUCAGGUGUACAAUACCUAGCUUCGAGGGGAACAACUUGCCUCUUUCUCAUGUGAAGCAUUCUUCUGCAUUCCAAUCACAGGCCUGUCUACUUGUUCCAACAAGCACACAGUGCUCUCAGGACCGGCAGAAAGCAGUUAUACGCCCUAAAGUACACCACAGACUGAAGAACGACACAGUGAGAGGAGACAAAAGGAGCUGCAGCUUUAUUGUAUUUGUUCUAGAUAGGCAGCAUUGUAAUCGGGUCAGUCAUGUUAUUGUGCUUUGUGGAAGGAUAGCUGUGGAUUUUUGCGGUUUACAGGGAUUACUCUUCAUUUAUCUGGAGAGGAGGUGUUGGAGACUUUCACCAUAAAGGUGGGUGUCCUUUUCAGACAUGGUUGAGAGACUUGUGUAUGGUGCAGUGGAUUGGCAUUGAUUUUCACAGGAUUGAAAUGGUGGGAAAUGGACACCCACAGUGGCUUUGAACUGUGAUCUUGUUUACUUUGACACCGUCCUUGGGAGAUAUCAGACAGGUUUAAGUUGGUAUUUCUACCUCUUUCAAAGAGGAAAUGUUUUGGUGCUGUUUCCCUGAAAGUUGGUAGCAAGUUACUGUUUUUUUCUUUUACUUUUUUGACAAGUUAAGGCAACUUCCUUUUGAGAUUAUUCCAUUUCUAAAUGUCUGAAUUUGAGAAAGCAAGCUUCUUUGUUUGGUGAGUUCGGAGCAAAAGAAAACAGACAUUUCAGUUGUUGGAACAUUUGGAUGUGGUGGGCUUGUGUGGGACUUACAUAAUCAGCUGUGCGCCAUUAUCUGUUGACAGUGGCUCAUUGAGAUCCAUGCAGCUCGCUCUCAAACAAACUCCCAACCCCGCUCUUCAUUUAGAUUCUGCAGAGUCUGCAGAAUGAACUUGGCCCGCUAGCUGAUUGGACUCUCUUUAUCCGAUGAAGUGAGAGUUCUUAAUAAGCUAAUUGGGAGCUUACAGCGAACAAACAGGAUUGUGUAAAAGUUGUAGACUAACAGUGCGGUGCAAUCACAGCUCAGCUGGGUUAAAACAAUGACUUUCAAAAGGAUUCAAAUCUGCUAAGCACGCCAGUUAUGCUUCAGGCUUUUCUCUGAGUGUGUCAGUCUUUAUCUAUGAACGUUAGGAUAAUGCAACAUAACUUGCAGUCAGAAAACUGUCACUUUGAGACUAUUAGAAUUGAGAAAACAACAUGAACUGUUUAUAACCAAGAAUGUUCAUUUUAAAAACAAACUGAUUAAUUGGACGGGGCAGUUUGUUGGAUUGGUUUAUGGCAUUUUUGAAUAAUGGACAUUUGACGAGGCCUGUGGUCAGUAGGCUGACAUCACUGGAAGCCUCCUAGCAAUGUUACCCCCAUAUGAUAACACCUUUUAUCCAGCCUACUUAACAGUGCAGUAAAUCCUAAACACUUUGUGGCAGCUAAGUGUUUAAUAUCAACUAGGGCCCGACCGAGUUGUAGGCGAGCCGAUUAAAUUGGCCAUUUUUAGCCCAUUUGAGACUAAUCGUAAUCGGCCAAAACUCGCCGAAUUUCGACGAUAUUUUCAGAAAUAAAAUGCGGAGAAUAAGAUUUGGUUUCACUUUAAAAAUGUUUUGCCGUUAAAGAGUUCCCCAACUUAUCCUGUAGAUGGCGCAGCGACCUUAUGACAAUCUUCAUCCACUAACUACUUCACAGCACAGCAGAGUGACGGUAGUUGAAAAUGCUUUUCUGGUCCAAGUUUGAUCAGUCAGUCUCCCUGUCGGUGUGAAGAGCAGUAGCCUACAGUAUAUCUACAGUACAUAGUAUGCUGUAGAUAUCUACAGUAUAUAUAUUUUUUAUAACUUCAUAAAAUUUUUUAAAAAUUGGCAGAUUAAUCGGUAAUCUGACCCCCCCCUCUAAUAAUUGGUACCGGCAUCGGCCCCCCAAAAAUCCAUAUUGGUCGGGCCCUUUUAUCAACUCUGUCUUUAAGUAUAGAACAAUACUGUUGAGGGUUGCCUCUGAUAUAGAUAGUCAUCUUUUGAAAUCUAUGAAUUAACCCAAUAUCUUCUAAUAUUUUGUAUAUCAAAUAAAACUUUAUCCAAAAGAUACUGUCCAACACAACCAUGCAUAUUCAGGAAAUGUUCAGGAAAUAAUUGACUGUAAUAAAAACCCCACAACAACAAUGUGAUAUCAACAUUAUAAAUCAGUUAUUGGCUGACCUACUCUCUCAUUAUUGGCUUUGGCAUCAGACAGCAUUGAUUAACUACCAGUUUAUCAUUACACAGCGGUCUACCACUCCACAUGCAAACCUCAACCAAAAAGCCACUCUGUAGCUGCAAAUAAUGCUCGGAACAGCACCUUUUAUGCUGGAAUAUCCCUUUAAGUAAUAAGUAGUUGCUUAACAAGAGGUUUUGAUCAUGGUCUCUGUGCAAUAGAACAGCUUUGUCAGCUAAUCUAAAGUUGCUGCUUAUUGCUAGAAAGAAAACUGUUUGUAAACUUAACCGAAUUAGUUUUACUGGCCACAAUUUUAUUUUAAAUAAUUACAAAUAUAUACUUUUUUUAUUAGGAAGAUGACAAACUGCUCAUUGUUGCUAGUGCAGGUCUCGGCCUUCAUUCACAGAGAAUACCAUGUGCUCUGACUAUGUUGUUUUCAGUCCUUGAAAGAUUACUAAAUGUGUGUGUGUUUACAUGAAUCAGUGACUGGAAGUCUCGACAAAUGCCAAAGUUUACCGGCUGCUUUAGUACUAAAAAGAAACGUAAUAGUUCCAGAUUUUUGAUAUUGAAUUAAGCAUCUCUGGGAUGUGUACAGAGUUUAUUCUCAUCCUAACAGAUCAGUCAAGUUGUAUUUGGUAGCAGAGCAGUAGAGUGAGAAAGCAUGAGGGCUCACCUCCAUUAAAAAUACAAGAGGACCGGCACUUGCACUCAUGUGAAAGUAUACUGCUGUAAUCCUGCUCUGAGAUCCUGUUACCAAACCUGAAAAUCUGGCUGCUGAUUUGUCAACUGUUCAUAAAUUGUGCUCACUGCCUGCUUAUGCCGAGAAUGUCCAUGUGGGCUUGUUUUCCAAAGACAAAAACAUGGGAGUACAGACUCGAAGGCCGGGCCCAGCUUUCUUCUCUUGAAACUUUGAUGCUCUGUAAAAUAAUGUCAGGACUGGGUGUGUGAACCACGAGCCCUAUAUGUGCGUGUUUGCACAUGCUCACGUGGUGGCCUGAGGGCUUCCACAUUUCCUGUGGACCGAGUCCACAGGCUCAGCUGCUCUACUUUAGCGGUUUGUACGCUAACAAAACGCUGCACAUUAACCCAGCUCUGUGUUUGCUUUGCUGCCAGUCUGCACCAGCCAGUUGUUAAAUGUCAGUGCUGGAGCUCACCUGAACUCCCAACAGCUGGAGGAUAUCUGAGAGCAAUGCUGAACUCAGUCUGGUAAAUUAUUUGUUAGUUCAAGCACGGAUCAACUUCUCGCUCUCUGUGACCUGGCUGGAAACAAUGAGCUGGAACUUUGUUAAUACUAUUCUUGUCUUAUAUGCAUUCACUGUAUUUUUAACCAUACAUGCAUGUAUUUACUGGUUAUUAAAUAUGUGUUUGAAAAAUAAGAAAUUAGAAAGAAAAUUUAAUUUGGAUUUACUUUGAAAAUGUAUCGUUUUACUCAUUUUUUAAAGGAAAACUGCCAAAGAGUAAUCUUUAGUUUGACAAGAGAAGGACUCAGAAGUAAGAAAGAGGAUCAGGGCCACAAGAAAAGAAAAAUGAUUACAGGAGGGAGAUUUUUUAAAUUUUCAUUUUGAGAUUAAAGUCGAAAUUUUUAAAAGUUGAAAUAAAAAAAAGUAGAAAUUUUCGAGAUUACAGUCGAUAUUUCGGAAUUAAAAAAUGUCGUGAUUAAUGUUGAAAUUUCAAGAUUAAAAAAUUAAAAUUUUGAGAUUAAUAUUGAAAUUUUGAGAUUACAAAAUGUCAAUGUUGUAAAUAAUGUCGAAAUUUCAACUUUAAUCUCAAAAUUUUGACUUUUUUUAGUUUCCAUAUUUUUUAUUUCAAUUUGAAUCUCGAAAUUUUGACUUUUUUGACUUUUUUAAUUUCAUUUUUUUUUUUAAAUUUCGACUUAAAUCUCAAAAUUUUUACCUUAAUUUCGAGAUGGAAAUUUAAAAAAUCUCCUUCCUGUUAUUUUUUUUUUUUUUCUUGUGACCCUAAUCCUCUUUCAUACAGAAGCUAUCAUUUUGAAAAUCUGUGAUAAGUAUUGUUAGUUUUUCUGUCAUUAGAGUGAAGAAGGGAAUCAUCAUGUAAUGGAUUUAAAAUCCAGUUGAUUAAUCAAUGAUAAAAAUUUUCAUUUAACUUUGGACCACUCAGCUCAAAUUUGAUCAAUUCCUCUCUUGACUGGAAAAAAAAAAAGUCAAAGAUUCUGUGGACUGAAAUGCUUCUGUGCGAUUUCUGUUAAUGUUUAAAAAAUAUCCUUACAACGAGAUGCCCCAUAACUGUUGUGAAAUCGUGCACAAAUAUUGCAACACUUACAAAACUUCCUGCUAAAGCCUUUUACUUCCUGCUUUUGAUCACAGACACAGUGGAGCAUCAGUGGCACCGCUUACGCUUAAGAGUGAAAUUUAUUGGACCCUUAAUGUAAAGAUAUUAAUUCUGUGCCAGUCGUCACAGUUUUUGAUGAAUGUUGGUGAAGAAUGCUUAGUGCAGGGGGAUCAUUGUAGCCUCCUUAUGACUGACCUUGAGAAUCUAGGAGAGAUUUUCACAGAUUUAUGCUGCUGAAGUUAGAAAAGAAAAUCUCCAGGGUCCAUAGCUCAUUGGCUGAUGAAAGCUUUGACAUAACUAACAUGUCCUCUCAGCCAUAUUAAUGCAGAUCAGGAGCUACGAUCAGAUUUUUAUCAGUGCAAACCUUGUGGUGAGCUUUACAUUAUACCUCUAUGUACACAGCCAAGUUAGAGCUGAGCGUGGAGGGACCAUACAUCAAGUACAAUACAUCUCAUACCCAAACAUGAUGAAGACAAACUCAUUCAUUAUAUCUUCAACAACCUUAAAGACAAAGAAAACAAACAAUGAUCUUCAUGAUAAGGAUCGACCGGUAUGGUUUAUUUUAGGGGCCAACACAGAUAAUUAGUAAUCAAGGAAACCAAUAACAGCUAUUUAGAGCCAAUACUCAUUUGCAGUAAAAAUGCACAUUUUGGUGUCAAAAUUUUAGAUAACACUCCUAGGAUUAGACUGAACUGUUCAGCACUCUCCUCUCUCUCUCCCUCGCUGUGAAGCUGCACCUAGAAACUUGAGUGUUGAUUGGCAGUCUGUGUAGCCAAUCAGUGGGGACUGUAGGAGGGACAUUGUUACACAGUCAAGAGUGGUGACUUAAGGCUAAGAGAGGUGGCUGUGUAAGAGCUGAAUGAGCGUGUUUUAAAUAAACGUAUUAUAUUGGCUAUCGGAGGAAAAAAAACGUCCGAUGCUGAUUAUUGUAAAAAUGCUGAAUAUCGACUGAUAUUAUCGUCCCUGCUGAUUAUUGGUCGAUCCUUACUUCAUAAUGUAACUUAAUUAUCUUUUAAGCACUUAAUCAGUUGCAACUAGAAAACAAUGAGUGAACCUAUAACAGUAGGAUUUAAUUUUCGUUCUUAUACUUUAAUGUCUGCCCUUUCCUCUGGAAAGUCACUUGUAAAGUUACAAGUGACUUUCCAUCUAAAAUCCAUUUAAGAGUUUUAAUUCAGAUUUUAAUUGACAGAUUAAAACAAUCUCUGUUAGUUAUUUUGAAGGAUUUUUAAACCUUGUUGACUCUUUCUGCCAUUUAUCCUCUUUCCCUUGAUCUCUAUGAUACUCUAAUUUCUCUUGUAUGCAUUCCAUACAAAGGAGUUACUGAGCAGCAGUAACAUAUGUACUAGUAGUGACACUAGUGGACAUAAGCCUUUCAAAUGGACCUUUUAAAGUAGCGUACAGUACAGAGUUGUCAUCUCGCCUGCAGCUGUUGAGCAUGUGCUUUGUGUGCAUUACAGCCUCAGACCUGUAAAACCAGUUGGACUGAAGCAAAGCUGACCAAGGCAAAGAAACGUGUGCUGUAGAAAGCAAACCCGCUGAUUUUAAAAGUCUGAGGUAGACUUACUUGUUUAGUUUGCUUCAUUAGGGGUAAUUGUAGUUUAGUGUAUCCCCAAUGACGCUCCUGGAAAGAAAAAUACUACAAAAGAAAAUGGCGGCCACUGAGAUCUUAUCUGAUGGUUACAUUUUGUUAAGAGUCUUUUGUUAAGAGCUGAGAGGGAAGGUGACCUCCUGUUUUAAUAUAUGUGUCUGUUCCUAUAUUUUACAGGAGUGCCCUAAUUACUUUGCUGCCAAGCUGUCCUGCUGGAACCAGGAGUCGCAGACAAACUGCAAGAACAGCGUUAAGGGGGGACAUUUUAUCAGUGAUCGAUGAGCAUCGUUAGAAGUAAGUCCGCCAAAGUCGAGUACAUCUGAAAGCUGAAUUUAAAAAAAGAAUGAGCCUGUCAAAAGCGCUCAGAUAAGUCCACCUGAUAAGAGGGUCAAAGACUUUCCUGUUAUGGUUUCCUUUUUAUACUGCAGUGUGCACAAGCUGGGACUCAUCAGCUUGUUGUGAAGUGACUUUUGACACUCCAAAGUACAGCCUGAUACGUGCUGUAGGGACCUUCCUCCUGUUGGCGUCAUGACUUAACCACACCCACGGAUAUUGACCAAUUAGGGCAUGGCAGACUUUGAAAAGUGGCAGUGAAGUUCACGAGAACAUAUUAUGUCCGUUUGUCAAUAUCAGUUGCUUAUCUGUGCUAGUAACCUGGAUUUGAUUGUGAUCAAAAACACUCUAGCUUUGUAAACUCACAGUCUGCUUUCAAUCAUGUUAAAGUAGAUUCUUUGCAUUCAUCUUUUUAUCACAUACACAGGAAUCUACACUAUACUGCUCUUGUCAGCUUUAAUGAGUGAUUGACUAGAUGUUUGAUUUACUGUUGCACACUACUAGAGUACAGAGCUCCACGCCUCACCUGCUCUGGAGCAGGUUUGGGUCCGGAUAAGAGAUCAACACAUUCAAAAGCACUCUCUACUGACUUACCUCAUCCCAGAGCUCUUAGCUUUAAGAGGGGUAGCUAUAGCAGUUAGGGAAUAUUUAUUAGGAUUCAUAUUUAGCAUUUUAAAACUGAGACUUAUUAAGGCAUGACAGUAAAUCCACUUGGCUCUUUGUGGUGAUUUUAUAUCUGUUUUAUCUGUUGUUGAGUUCAUGAAGCUUAAACUGAUACAGGUAAUCUGUGGGUUGUUGAAAAGUAUUAAAAUCGGUCAGUCAAUUUAUUGAAAUUUAAGACUAUGAUGAAAAGGUUUUAAAGUCUUAUCCAUUAUCUUUUUAAGUAUCUAGUUUUUAUGUCGCUGACCAAGUGUGACAAAAAGUUUGAAUUUAUCCACAUUUUGUUUCCAAAUUAGUCUGCAUUAGUCUGGUCGAAUCUUGAUAACAUUGACAUCUAAAAAAGUUACCCAGUUUUUGCUCUCAUGCAUAUUCCACUGAUCCACUACUUGACUACUGUCAGCUUGGAGUCGCUAUGCUUUACUGCAUUUAUGAAUUAAACUUCCAAAUUCAUAGUCUGGAGGAAACACGAUUUGAAUGGCCAAGGUCCAUCACUAGUUGUAACCUGCAGGUGAGAAUGACAGCAAAGGGCCAAAUAUGGGCAGAUUAUUAGUUUAUCUUCUAUUAAUCAUCUGCAGGCUAUGCUGGGGUGAAAUCAGCAGUGUUUGGCUGGCGCACACAAAACAUAAUGUAGCUACAUGUUAGUGGUUUAACUGUCGAUGCUAGUGCCGAUGAUAAGAGAGCAAAUCGGCCAGUGUUACAUUGUUGUUGUUGUUUGUAUUUGAUAAAAAACACAUUUUCGCAAUAACACUCCUGUUAUUCCGUGUAGGGGUGUCCCAGUACAACUUUUUGAUUUCUGAUACAAUACUGAUAUUGUAGCCAUCAGUAUUGACUGAUACUGAUCCUAUAUUGGCUCAAAAUUGUGCAUGACAAGUUUUUCACUCAACUGUGAUGCCUUUUUCGAACUUAAACAAAAAAUACUGCCACAAGGCCAACAUCACUCUUACUCCUUGCUACUUUGUUAGUAACUUAGUACACACUGUUGUUGUGAUUUUGCAGGCUUAGCUUGCUGGAUCGUGCUGCUGGUUAGAGGUGUCGUAGCGAAGUCUGGAAUGGACUGCUUGUAUCAGUGUGCUGAUAUCGGAGAUUUUAGAUGCAGGCCGAUAUAAUCUGAUAUUCAUUUUUGUGCUGAUAGCAGAUUGAUAUCUGAUAUCAAUAUUAAUAUCGUAUCAGGACACCCCUAAUUCCAUAUUAACGGUGUAUUAUUCAUGUUUAUCUGAGCUAGUGGCAUCUUUUAGAUAGAUUUAAAACUAAAUUAUGAGAUAGAUGGAUACAUUAGGUAAUGCCAUAUACUUAAGAACAUAUGUGAAACUACAUUAUUCAACAGAUCAUGACAGAUUUUAUACUAAAUACCCGCCGGUGACAGUUUCAGAUUUGAUAAGCUGUCAUUUAGGCCAGGCAAUGUUAACAGAGGUUGACAGCAACCCCACUGAUAGGGCUGCCACUGUUGACUGCAGGGGCAUCAGACAGCUUCCCUGCUGGGAACAGUUUUUCACAAUCAGCACACUCAACACGGUCAUUUAAGCAGCACCCAGCAGGCCACAUGCAGCCUUUUCAAUGUUCUCUAUUUCCCACAGCAAGCUAGACGUCUGUGUUUUUCCAAGAGAUGACGCUGCGCCCUCAGUUAAUAAGAGCAAUCUCUGCUCACUCCGGCCUUCAAGCUCCUGUUUACUGGCACAGACACACAUAUUGGCUGUACUGAUUAUCACCUUUAUCAGGUCCCUCCUGUAAAUUCAUGCAGUUUAUUUAGUGCGGGUGGUUGUAUUGGAUAUGAUUCAGUGUUGCCACAUUGGUUUUCAGUGUUGUGAUACUGGAAGGAUUUAACACCGAGCUCCCUCCUCACAUGGCUCAGAAGAUAAAUGUAUGAAAUAAGCCUGUACAGAUUGAGGACGUCAACAGAGCAGAAACAGUGGGGCAGGUGUGACUUGAGGAUUCCUGCAUAUAUACAUCAUGAUAAUAUAUCUGAACAACGCAUUAGUUGGAAUGAUAAAGAAAUGUGCUAGUGAUUUCAUCAUCCCAUAUAUCCCCACAAUUUGGGUGAUUUCUUUCCAGCCGUGUUAAUUUUUGUCUACAUCAUGUUUUUUUUAGUUAUGAUGUAAUUGUACUUAACAAGCCAAUUAAAAAAGCUACAAAUAAUAACUGUUAUUAUAGUAUAAUUAUAGGUUAGAUAAAAUACCCUGAUUUAAAAGCAAAGGAUGCUAUCUGCUCUGACUUUUUCUUCGUCACCCUAACAUCUCUAAUGCUGAAUAGUGGGGUAAAGACAAGGCUGCAGCUGGUGAAGAUCAUGCACCAAUUUAAAGAUAAUACCAAGACAGCAUAACUGUAAAUAUGUCAAACAUAUGGAGCCUUACUCCUAUAAGCCUCUGAUUAGUCACACACUGUAAAUUCCACCCUCUGAUAGCAGGACGAGGACACUCUGGAUUAAAUUGGUCACGUUUAUGCACACUGAUUGACAGCUAUGUGCAGCUGCAUGAAUAAUCAAUUUCAUUACAUUAAAGAACAUUUAUCAGAUGUCCCCAUGAGUGUGAAGAGCAGUCUGUGAGGGAUCUGCAAAUCUGUGCACAAGGAUUAAAAUAGAAAUAGUUAUUAUAAAUCACCUCUAUGAAGAGAUGGUUUAUUGUUGCUUUAGUUGCUUUCCAAAUAGGUAAACUUUGACGUAGACUAACUCAACUCAUGAGAUAUUUAGAUGUGAACUUAAAUAAGUGAAAUUGUUAUAGUGUAUUUAUUUAGGCACUUAUGUUGUUAUAUGUUUUUUUAAUAGUAUUUAAACUGCCAUUUACUGACCUAUGCAUUGCUCAACUGGCAACAUCCCCCAUGAGAAUUACCUGUUAGCUCGCCAUGCUGCUUGUUUAUCUAAGAUAUAUUAAUAUCCAUGCUGCAGCCGGAUAUAGUGGUGAACAAUGUGUUUGCAGCACUGGCAGCAGUCUUGUUCUAUUUCCUCUUAAAACAAUCACAUAAUUCUGCCCAGUCUGAUCUUAUUCUCCUAUUUAUUGGACUGCUCCGUCAAAUCAAUAGGUCUGGGGUUUAAAUGUGUUUAUUAUUCCUGAUUAGUCAGCACAAACACGUCUUGGGUUCAAGUCUCGGGUUCAAGUCUCGGGUUCCUCUGCUGCAUUUAAAGCUUUAAAAGGAAGUCCCUCAAGCUUUUGCUGCUGGAUGGGGUGUCUGUUUAACCUCUUUCGGUCAUUUACAUGCUGCUCUUAAUUUAAUUUGCAUUUAGAUAGUUCCCUGGUGUCUCUCUCUUAAUGGGAAAGCACUGGUUAACACCAGGAUCCCUAUUUAAGAAGAUUGAUCAUGUUUUCUGUAGUUUUAAAUCCCUUCCACAUUUUAUACACUUAGAUUACAAAUAUUACAACGCAUUUACAAAGAAUUCAACACCAACCAUCCUUUGACAUGGACUCUACCUGAUUUAUGUGAUGGACACAACAUAUGACUAACCAGCUGAUUUUGAUGCCGACGAGUGGGGGUAACUAAGUUCACUACAUUGACUACAGCCAAGCACUCCCAAUUGCAGUGUACACAGUUUUACAAUUUUAAAUAUUGUUUAAAAAUCAACCCCCUAAAACACAGGCCACAAUGUUACAGUGUCAUCUAGCAGACACUUUUUUCCAAAGUGGCGUACACAUGAGAACAACACAAGCAAAGAUCGAGACAAGAGGGAGACAAGUAAGAUCAGUCAGAGCAAUAAGUGCUUCAAGUCCAAUUGGACACAGGUAUUGCCACACAGUAUAAAAGGAAAUGCACAACACUGACGGAGAUUUUUUUUUUUUCAUCAACAAGAAGCAAUCAUCAUCACCUUUCAUCAUCACCACUAAAUUACCAAGGUACGAAGUGCUGGGUCACUUAAGGGCUGAGCAUAAAUUCACAGAUUAGAGCAGGACAGUGCAGUCAACUGUAGCUGGAAGACUUCAAUCAAUCACUGGAGACAACAGUGGAGAAGCUGGUCUAGCUAAGUGCAAAGUGUUCUCUGAAGAGCUGGAUCUUUAGUAUGUGCAAGGUAUCUUGAAAUAAAACAUAAGCCUCUGUAUUUGAUCAUGACUGCAGACUUGGAGAGAGGACACUGUUGUUGACCUGCUUUGUUUUAUCAAAUAGCAGCAUUUCAAACAUUUCUUUACUCACAGCAUGUAAUAAAGAUUUUUGUUUUUACUCUCUCCAGCCAACCACAAAUCAUCAUUUUUCUUUAUCCUUGAACAUUUACACACUUCCUACAAUCUGAGAAUGGAAUAUCAUGAUCUUAGAAAGUUCUUGGUCUUUCUUUCUUUCUUUCUUUCUUUCUUUUUUCUAAUAUCUUUCUUUCUUUCUUUUCUUUCUUUUUCUUUUUUCUUCCUUCUGUCUUCUUUCUGUCUUUUCUUUCUCCCUUCUCCUCCUCCUCCUCUUUAGUCAUUAUACCACAAUUAUUAAAUCCUGUCAGUGUAGCAUUUGUGAGGACAGUCUUGAUUUAUCUCUUUUUGGGUCUAGUUUAUGUUCAAAAACUCAGACCCUCUUUGUGUGUCAUUCAGAGAAAAUUAUGGUAAUGUCGUCUUUUUCUUGUCUUUUAAUUUAAGCAGAAUUCAGAGAGGAUUUCGACUCAGUUAUUGAGUUAGUUAAUGCAGUGUUUUGUCUAGCUAACACAACUGAGCCUUUGUUCAGCGUCGCUGGCCCCUCAUUAGCUGCACAGAACAGCUUGUCUAUCUCAGCGCCCCGAGAGUCUUUCACUGAUUUACUGAGCAGUAAUGAAAUUCUCAAGUCUUUACUCACUAGAAAUUCUGUUGGGAUUUCCUGUUAAGUUCAACUUGAAAUCAGCUAAUCUGGGUUUUGAUGACAUUAUGUGGAGGGUUUUGUGUGGCUGAGAUUUGAGGAGUCACAGUAGUGACAUUUAAAAGACAAUCUAGAAAUGAAAAAUAGAGAUUGAACCAUAGAGCUGCAGAAACAGAAGCAUUUAUGAGUAAAUGAAAAUAACUUAUAUGGUGUUCAUUUACUCCUGUAUAUUAUUUAAGACGUUUUCAUUGUUAACGACAAUGUAAUAUCUUUGGAAGUAGUUUUUUUUUUUUUUUCUUUUUUUUCAUUCUCUGUAAUUGUAAUUGGUCAUUUGUAGACCUUCAGUGUGUUGGAAUUCUGCAGCUCUUUCUAGCACCAUCUGUUUUCACUGGCUUGCUAAAUACCUGUUCAGUGAUUGAGCUCAGCCUUGACUUGUGCUUUUUCCUUUAAAUUGGUUCUCUUGAUUUUUCUCAAAUCACAUUUUAUAACAAUAAAAAAACAAAAAAAGACUAACUUGGAUAAAUCAAAAGUAUUUCUCAUCAGUUCAUACAUGCCUUACACACAUUAGUAAUAUAUUGAAUUAACAUUUACUAUGAAAACAAUCAUGUCAAUCAUUUGUAUGGUUCCCUAUCUUUUACAGCACAAUGAAAUAAACAAUUACUUUCGCAUCAGUCAAGAAAUUUGGAAAUCAGACGACCACAUCUCAAAGUUUUUCUCUUAUAUGUAAACGUUUGUCUCAUAUUUUUCUUGUCUUUAUUAUCCGUUUUUCCUUUUGUUUCAGGAGGUGUCCACUGCUGAGUUUUACAACUGGGAUGGAAAACCCUGGUAAGAAAAACUAUCUUUUAAAUUAUGUGACUAAAGUUUUUCUGGAAAAUAUUGUAGCAGAGUGUCGGGUGAAAUCUCUCUUCUCAUUGUUGUACUUGAGAGUACAUAUUGGCUCCAUUGAAACUGAUGAAAUCUGCACGGCAGUAUCGUGAUGACUGAAAGUAUUGCAUCAACACAGGACAGGCUGGCAAUAAAGGUAUCCGUUUAGGGGCGGGACCUGUGAUUCAUUGUUCUGGUGACACUGUAGCUGUCUGAUUGGUCCUCACACCGAGGACACACCUGUUUGUUAUCAGAGCCGGUUUAUCUCACUGCGUCUCAUGGCCUCGUGUCUAUUUCAACACUGAACCUGAUCGCUGACAGCGUGUACAGCUCACACUCAGCGCGCCCAGAGGAUUUUUGUUUCUAGGCUUAACACUGUCAGAACAUUUGCGAGCGUUUUUGGAAGACACCUCAAUGGCUGUUCAGUCUGAAUUUAUCCGUAAGUACCAGGUUUCUGUCUUAAAGUUUUCAUUUUAUUAUCUAUUUUUGCCGGAAAAUACACUCUGCUAUAUCUUGAUGAGAUGUACUUAAAGCAAAUGAUUGUUUUUUUAAUUUGGUUCAAUCAAACACCAGUCCAGGUCACGGCAUGGCUCCAUGAUCAUUUUACCAGUAACUAGGGGUUGACAGGAACAGAUUAAGGAAGCGUGAUCUCCUUAUCCCUGCCCAGUCUGGUGGCCAAGCUGUAAAAAUAAACUGGACUUCCUCUGGUGCCCUGUUAUUUAAGUUUCUGAUAAAAGCUCCACAUUAAUGUCUUUGUAUUUUGAUAUGAGAUGGCAAAGUCCACCAACAUGUCGGCACAUGUUGAGCUAUUUUUAGCGUUUGUGUGCAUUUGUUUGGCAUGAUGAUGAUGGUUGAUUGGUAUUUUUGUGAGUCAUCAGGUUUUUUUUUUUUUUGUUCAGCUGGGUUUCAUGUUCUUGUGUCCGUAAUCUUAAAAAAAGGUGUUUGUCUCCAUCUGCUGCUGCUCUGUGGAAAGACUAUAAGGUCGAGGCUGGGAUAGGUUGUUAUCCAUGUUUGUUUUUUGAAGCAAUGUCCUGGAAAGUUGUCCUGAUUACAUCCUCGCACCCAAACUCUGAUUGUGGUCUCUGCAUUCCACACAUUCUUGUGUCACAGUUUGACUUCAGAGCAUGAACUGGACUGCAGGGGGAGCCACUGUGAGACUUAUGUACAGUAUUUAAAAGGCCACAUAUGUAGGGUAUUAUGAGGUCAGUGUUUUUGAUGUGACUAUGUCCUUAAAAAAACAUGAAUAGUUUGCUUAGAUAGAUGGUUUAGAUAGUUGGAUAGUUUGCUCUGUUACUGCUCAGCCCAGAUCUUCUUAUUUUGACCUCUUGAUAAACUGUUGAAGGGAUACUCCACAAAUUUUAAAAAGUUUAUUAUCUAUAUUCAAACUUUAUUAUCUUAAUCAAUACAAAAACACACAAAUUGGAAACAACUCUCUUUGGCAGAAAGACUCAACAAAUUUAAAAAAGUAAACAAUAGCCACAACACUAAUGUUGCAGAUCAAAAUAAAGUGUAAUUUGCUAAAAAAAUACAGAAGUUUGGCAUACUUCUUUCAGAGAAACGUUAGUUUCAGGCUAUAUUUGCCUCUUUAUGUUGAAAGGGAAGAUCAGAAGAGCAUCAUGAAUCUUCAAUCUUUUAGUGCAUUAGCGUCAUAUCAUCAUCAGAAACUUAAUUUUGAGAGCAGGCUAUUAUCAUCACUUUUUCUCUCAGCAGUGGAGUAUAGCUUCAUGUUCGUCAUGCUGAUGGCUGCUUUUCUGUCAUCUCCAUUGAUACUAUUUCUCAUAUACGGAGAUCAACCAUAUCCUGUAGUGACAACUUCUUUCUCAGAAAGUUAAAACUUUAUCCUCUUAUGAGUUUUCUCUUAAAACUGUAGGACUUAAUUCUGCUGUUAAUAAUUCAUGAUAUGAAUCUCAUAAAAUUAUAUCUUCAUUGUAUUAAAUUUAUGACUUUAAUCUUGUACGUUUUAAUAUUAUUCUUAGAAAUUCACUACUUCACUCUUGAAUAUUAUAAUGAAACAAUAUUUUCACAUCGCCUUAGUCUGGGUGGUAUGGGCUCAGGCGAAGAGGAAGUCUAUAUCAUUUCUGGAUCAUUUCAAUAUAUGUUCCAGUUUAAACCAGCAGCAAUAAACUGUUCACAGAUAAUGGUUUUUAGCAGUGAUUGUGAGGAUGUGCGGUGAUUUCCACUGCAGAGAUAUGUCUGUUUGUAAUGCAGUGCCACCUGAGGACCAGUUUCCCAUUCCUCAUGUUUUUACUCAGAGUAAUAUUAUUCUGAAACUCUUAAACUUCUCGGUCACUCAGUCUCACAGGAUGGUGACCCUCUUCGCAUUGUUACUUAUGAAAAACUCAGCCUCUCUGAAAUGCCAUUCUUUUGCCCAGCCAUGUUUGUUAAUGUUUUGUAAAAUCAACCGUAUUAGUCAGAAAAUGUUCCUUUAGGUGAUUUUUAAAAAGGGAAAUAGAUAGAUUCAUAUCAUCACACAACUCUUGUGAAAUGUGUUGCUUGCAUCAAAUUAAGAAAGUCUAUAUUUUUCAUAAAGCAACCACACUUCUUAGUCUCAAUUUAGAAUCUUGUCCUUGCUCUAUUUGAAGUCACAAGUUAGUAGUGAAUAAAGGUUAGGAGGCUACAGUUAAUGAUGGCAGAGUUGUUAAAACAGAGUUGUUAAUACCUCAUAAAAUACGUUAUGGGUUGGCACUCUGUAGUUUAAAAGGACAAUCCCUGGAGAGUCAUCGGACACCUCUGCUGUGUCACUUCCUCUUCUCUGGCUUUGAGCUCCACCUUGGCUCAACUCACCUUCCACUUCUCAAGUUACUUCAUCCCCGCAGAGCCCGCCCCCCUCGCUUGCCUCUCGUCCUUCAGGGAGCAGCGGUUAGUCAGUGUGUGAAAUGUUGCUAGCGGGGGGCCCACUGCAUCCCUCAAGGAUUGAUGGUUGGCUCGGCCAAACCUCAAAGCCUGCCUGCCUUGAACUUUGCCCCUGAAAACUCUGCCCUCAGGAAUGAAAGGCAUUUACUGCAGGAUUACCUUAUUGGUGUACCUCACAUAUGAAGUCAGAGCCGCGAGAAGGGAGGGACCAAAGAACUUAGCGAGUGAGUGUGUUUGUGUUUUAAAGCAAAAGGAGGAGGGAGGAAGGGAGGGAGAGACCGUAUCACCCAGACAGCAGGGAGAGGGGGAGGGCAAGACUACAGAGACAAGAGCGACUGAACGACACAAGCCAGCGGUCCAGACUGUCUUAAGUUACCAAAGCUCUGAUGUCUGGUUCGAGUGGAGUAAGGUGGCUUUAGGUUUUCCUUUCCUGCUGCUGGCCUCUGGAGAGGCAGGGCCCGGCAGGCCAGCAGGGACGGGAGCUGUAGCAUGGGACACAGUGCUAGCAGUGAGACAGUGGCCCAGCAACCGGCCCAAAACAUCACGGGUGAGUUGGAGUCAAAAGGCUCAGCACUAAGUGGUUGCUGUAAACAUAUGAUGUAUGCCGCUGGUUUGCCUUUAUGUUGUAAAUCAACCGAAAGGGACAAAGUAAAUAUUAGCAGGUGCUUGAAGAGGGGAGACUAAGUGGAAGGCAGCAGGCUCAGACAGGUGUACAAGAAUGUAUGCAGAUGGAAUGUGGUGAUUGUGAAAUACACCAACUUCUCUGUCAGCAUGCAGCACUCUGCGUCUCUGUGGAAGCUGUUUUGAAAACAACAUUCAGGUUGUAAGGCUCUGUCCGACACAGAAUAUCUCCAUCAUUUUAUUAUUCAACAUUGUUUGUCAAGCCAAGGCAUAGUAAGGACUGUUUCGUUGUCAAGCCCCCUUGUCUCUUUGGUUAAGCUAAACACUUGAAACUUUCAGAACCUGUUUUUGCUGUCAAUAGGAGGGUCCUGUGUCUUUGCACACGUACGGUUCUUUCUAAUAACACAGCCUAAAGCUUUAGGAAUUCAGCAUCUAUGUCAUACUGUCUGUCGCCUCUUUUCAGCAGAAUUCACAGCCUUUAAUUUGUUGACACUGAGCUGUAGGUCAUUGCCUAAUGAAGGGCUGGCUAGUAUGACAGAAAUACGAUUAACAUAUAAUUUGAAAAUGCCGUCAGCUUGAAGAGUAUUUUAUUUUUUGGUGUAUAUAUUCUAUAUUUUAGCAGAUGGACCCACUUAGCCCUCUUCUUCUAUGGAAUCAUUGGCAUUGAAAUUUAACAAUUUUCUUUAAUAUACAGUGGAAAUAGAAGUGGUCCAAAGAUGGAUCCUUGGGGUACUCCUUUGCUGACCUCCAUAAACUAACCCUGUUAUAACCAGAGAGCUUUAUGUUUGUUGUAACAUUUGUAUGAUGUAUGAAAUUGAUCACAGUCUUAUGCAGAGUAGGGAUGGGCGAUAAAUUUAUCGUUCAUGAUUUAUUGUUAGAAAAACCCUCCAGGAUGAAUAUUCGCCAUCUCACGAUAAAUGCAAUAAACUUUCCUUCAAGAUUAAGGCUUAGAUGGGUGCAAUCAGGAUGCCUGACAUUGGACAUGUUUGAUAUUACUAGUUUUCUCCAUAACCCACCACUUAAACUUGUGGUUAAGUAUCUUGUUUGACUAUGCCAACUGGUGUUCUCAGGACAGAAUGAGUCAAAAACAUAGAUAGGAAUUGUAAUACUUGUUUUAUCCUGACUUUUAUCGUUAUCACCAGAAUGGCAAAACUUCUCGUGAUUAAUCUUUUAGUCCAUAUCGCCCAUCCCUAAUGCAGAGAUUGUUUGACAGCCCAGCAUCUACCUCUUUUGUAGGUUUAAAGACACUAUGUCGGUCUGAUUUCUCUGCUGUUCUGUUCGAACACUUUGAAACACACAUGCCUGUAGAAACAAGAGACACAGGAAUAUCAUCCUCCAAAGUGUAUUUUUGCCUCAGGAGUGCCACUGUGUGAACCGGUGUCAACAUGAGGUGUCAUGUGAUUGGCAUGAGUCAUAUGGACAGCUUGACCAAAUGACUGCGGGCUAUUACAUUAGUGGUGGGCGGUGAAUCUAGGUAUCAUGUUCUGCGUACAUUUACAGGAGCACAUGUUGUCACUCCAGUCUCAGCUUUUGUUUGAAUAAGCUCUCUUGUUUGAGAGUGGGUUUAUGAAUGCAUACCUAAGGCUCGGGUUGAACAGCUGGUAGUGGUCUAUCCCUUUUUUUACUUGCUGUUUUUUUUUUCUGUGAAAAGCAGCCGCCUCAUAUUGUCAUUGUCUCAUGUCACCACAUCAGACUCUGCCUCAGUUAAAGCUCAACCACAUCUGUGCAGUCCCAGUUUACAACCAACCCACCCUUCCCAGUUUAACACUCUCUGGAGUCUGUGUUAUGUGUCAGAAAUAGCUUUGAGGUCACAGACCUCUGUUGCCUGAAUUUCAGCUCAAGAUUUCACACACAAAUGCUUUGCUCUAUACAAUGAGUAUACAAAAACGUUUAUGGAGAGAGACAAGAUUGCAUCAGUGGGACUACAGCAAUGCGCAGUUUUUGUACAGAUGUGUAGCUCUUUCUUAUAGACAUCCUAGUAGCUACCAGUGUGGAAGUUGAGCUCAGCCUAUUGUGGUACAGGGAUACAGACAGAUCUGCUGCCUGUGGCCAGUUUGUCUUGACCUGCACUUUCCCCACUUCUGGUCACUUGUCUUAAAUUUUGGAGUCUUUCAACCAAACCAGAACUCCACACAAUAACAGCGUGAAUAAAAUCAUCCAAAUAUGUAAGGGUCUUUUACCUGUAUUGGUAAGUUCAUUUAUGUUAAUCUGUUAUAUUGAACCUUGGCUUACCCUUAAAAAACAAACUUACCUAUCAGGCAGUAGGAGACAAUCAAGUAGUAGACUACAUAUUUCAACCAAGGCGGUCUGUUGAUUUAGAACAAAGUGAUGGAUCAGCCAGUUCUGUUGAAAUCAAUCAAAAGGAUCUGUGUGGAACAUAUUCAACAAAAUCUGAUCCUUUUAUAACUUUACAGCCAUCAAGUACAGCCUUAUAGAUGGAUUAUUCCAAAACAAACAGAGUAAGGAAUUCAAGAGAAAGGCCUUUUAGCAUAAUAGCAAAUGACUGUGACCUGCCAGCAUGAAGUACUUUUUUAAUCUGCCUCCAGCAGAGAUAAAUGAAACUGAAGGCAAAGACACAAAGGAUCAAUUAAAAGGAGGUCAAGGCUGAGGCUAUCACAUCUUUCCAUUCUGCCAUGGGAGACAGAAAAACAUUGUGGCUUUAUUUAGUUUCAAGAUUUCUCUUUUUUCUCAUUCUGUAAGUUGGAGUUCAUAAUCUUGAAGGUUCUUAUGUUCUGCUUUUCAGUGAGUCACCCAGUACUUUGGCGUCAGUGGCACAUGACACUGACAGUUUCUGUGGGUAACGACUAAAAGGCAAAAUUCAAAUGUAACUUUGAAACAACAAUACGGCCAUUACAUACAAUGGUGUUGGAUGCCUGAUAACCAGCAGUUUUUUACCUGGGAAAAAAGUUUCCAAUUCUCUCUGUUACCGAGCAGUUGUACACCAAACUGCAGGUAGUUGGGUUAUGCACCAGUGUAGUGCAUUUAUCGCCUUCUUUGUGAAUUUAAAACAACUGAGUCUCACCAGAUCGCCCUUAAGUGUGGGCUAGCUGUUUAGUAUAGUCCUUAAGGUUUGGUUUUGAGAGUUGCUGGACCUUGCUGCAGAUUGAGUGAACCUUCUCUCCUCUUGGAUUUAUGAUAAAGAUUCUCAUCGUCUGUACAGGGUGUGGUCUGAUUGGAGUUGCCUGCUGCUGCACAUUUAUCUCCAUUGUGCGGAAAAUACUUGUCUGCAGCCCAAUAAAAAUAUACCGAAUCAGUCUUAAGAUUCAGUGAGUUUAUGGGUGCUACAUCAAAACAGGCCUAUCCUCAGUUCCCCUCUGAAUCUUGUUGGAAGCUAAAAUAAUCUCCGGCCUUGAAAACUUUAUUCUCAGACUCUGGGUCUUAUGAAAAUCUUACAGGGUAACAGUCUACUUUUGAAUCUGGCACUGUGUGUACGAUCCCUCCUGGCAUAGCUGACAUUAGACAUGAUUAGUAUAGUAAUGUAAGACUGAUUGUUAUAUGAUGACUGGCGUUACUGUAAUGAGGGUAGUGUCAAUUGUAGAACGCUGAUAUUUAAGACUCUGAUCAUGUUGUUUGUAUUUUAGCAGAAGUAGUUCAGCAUGUAUUUACUGGUAGGUUAAUGACUGCUUUUCAUUUCAUUACAACAUCACUCAUGCAGUCAGUAAUGUUACUGCGGGCGUGCAUCCAACGAAGCCUACCAUACACUUUGAAGACAUAUGCUCUACCACUCUUUUUCAACCUUUUUUAGGACACAGACUUAGGAAAGACUCUGUACCUGUGUUCCUCAUAUAAUAUAAUGUCAUAUCGUAUCGUAUCAUAUCAUAUCAUAAUGGCUCUCAUAUCGUAUCAUAUCAUAUCAUAAUGGCUCUCAUAUCGUAUCAUAUCAUAUCAUAAUGGAUCUCAUAUCAUAUUAUAAUGGAUCUCAUAUCAUGUCAUAUCAUAUAAUAUCGAAUCUCAGAUCAUAUCAUAUAUUGAAUCUCAUAUAUCAUCAUAUCAUAUUGAAACUCAUAUCAUAUCUAAUAUCAUAUUGAAUCUUAUUAUCAAAUCUCAUAAAAUAUCAUAUCAUAAUGGAUCUCAUAUCGUAUCAUAUCAUAUCAUAUCAUAUCAAAUAUCAUAUCAUAUCAUAUUGAAUCUCAUAUGUCAUAUCUUAUUGAAUCUCAGAUCAUAUCAUAUCAUAUUGAAUCUCAUAUCAUAUCUUAUAUCAUAUUGAAUCUUACUAUCAAAUAUCAUAUCAUAUCAUAUCAUCUCAUAUGCUUCUCCUGGUAUUAAUUUUAAAGAAUAAAAUGCUGGUAGUGUUUGUGUUUCAUCUCUUGGUGCUGUUAGCUUGUUUUCAACGUCAGCUUUGCAAGUAGCUACAUUAGUUCAACUUGUUGUGAUACGUAAAUGAGGUUUAUUUUUUAAUGCUCAUGUACAGUAGCCUGUUCUGUUAGGUUUGUAUCAUCUUGACUGAAUGAAGUUGGACUCACAAGGAGGGUUUCAAAUGGUAAAAGGAGUAAUAAACUUAACUUAUUACUCAACUAAUGUACAAUAUCAAGGGAUAUACCGUUUAUCCCAAAGCUGUAGUUGUUCUAUAAUGUCAGAAUGUGAAUUUACAGGUUAGCUGCUGCCUUUUUUAUUGGUUAAUACGGUCCAUUUGUUGGUUAUACCUCUUUUGUUACAGCAAGGUCUUUUUUAUUAUUAUGCUGCAUAAUGCGAAAAUUAGCUCAUCUGUCUUGUGCAAAAGUUCCCGCCUUCCUUUCUGCAGCUUCACCGCAGACCUUCUGCACGGCCUCACGCUCUCUGUUGAGCAACUGCUGCCGCACGACUCAUCACCAAAGAAUUACUGCGGUAGUUUUCACGCCCAGUUGUUGCCGUUAGAGGAUUUUCAAUUACAGUAGACCAACUCUUGAGUCAUGGCUUCUGUCAGUCUUUCGGCAACUCCCGGCUGUGCGAACGUUUUAAUGAAUGUAUCACCAUCACUGCUAUGGCCAAAGUCACAUUAAUUCACACUCACAUGCAAAUAAAAGCAGAAACGCUAUGGUCAUAUUUCACUGUACGGCUCUAUGGUGACAGCUGAGAGAGGCUGCUCAGUAGAAGUGGAAACUAGGCCGACCUUGUUUUGAGCAUUGGUCAUUCUUAUGACAGAUAAUUGAAGCAGCUGCUUCGAGCUGAAGGCCUGCCUUAUGUGUGGAUGUGCAUACCUGAUGAGACUGCUGAGGAGGGACUUUUGUAUCUCAAACUUGAAUACAUUGAUGAAGGCCUCUUAUAAUGGCAAUGUGGCCGACUGAAGGGCGAUGUAAUGCAUUUGGGGAUCUGUAAUUGAUGCAUAUAUGAUUUUUCAUGUAUGAUUUGUGACCCUCUAUUGUCCAAGACCUUGGUUCUGUUUUUUUAUUGUGUAAUUUAAUGAGAUGGAAGACUUUAGUAAUGCAAAAAAGAAGGAUUGUAGAUUUACUUGGUAUAGUUUGAAUAGACGCGGUCUAAUUAAUCUGUCAGAUAUUUAAGAAAAAUGGUGAAAAAUAAGUCUUGGGAUGAUUUGAAAAUGCUGUUUUUAGGAAGUUUGUCCAACAACGAGUGCUCUGACUGCAUAUUUUGUCUCUCAACUCCAUCCGCUGCAGAAGUCUGUUCACAGCGGUCCAAAUGUUUGUUGAACUGUAUUUGAAUAAAAGUACAAAAUACAAUUAUUAAUUCUUUGAUGAAGCUUCAUCAAGUGUCACUGUGCAUUCCAGCUUAAGGAGAGCUUUGCAUUUAACACCAUAAUGUGUUUUCUUGAACUGUUCCUAUCGAAGAUCUAAAACCGUUUUAAGAACCCCAUAUUUGUCAAGCUUUUGUCUUGAGGUCAGAGACAACACAACUGGUUGUGGCUAAAGUUUGGCCAAAGAAACACAGAUUUUGAAAUAUUCGACUCAGUGUUUUAUUUGAAGUUAUGUGUUCAUGUGGGAGUCACAUCAUUUGUUAUUUGGUCUUCUAUUGUUUAUUAUCUGGCGUCCGUCUGCUGUGUGUCCGUACAGAACCCAAAACAGUGCAGAGACUUGACUGUCUGAGUCCAAGAAAACCUCUAAUGGUCUCCUCAGCUAUUAUUUUUUAUAGUUAUUGAAUGGACUAGCCCCCACUUUUGUUUUUCAGCUGAAAUCCAAGUAGGAACUCGCUGAACUGAACUUGUACGCUGCCGUCACAGGCUCUGGUAGUCAUCAGCUACAAGUGGGCAUUCAGUGCAGCGAGGAUCAAAUUCCACUUUGACGGUCUUGUAAUAAAAGCUUCCUAAGAAUUUUGUGAUAAGCCCAAAGUAUAUGUGGCUUAGUCAGCGCAACAUACCAUGGAAUUAUUAGUAAGAUUUACAUUAGCACAGAGAGAAUGGCUGAGAGGGAAUCGAGUUGUGUACUGCUGGAAAAUGCUGAAAGUAGGAAUUGAGUUCACACUCGGACAUGACAACAGAGGGGGGUUAUUGUGGAAAAAUCUCCUGAUCUAUGAUAUUGUGUAGGACUGACUCCGGAGUUGUUUUUCCCAUGACCAGCUGCUGCCAAAAAAACAUGUUAAGUAUAAAAAUCAAAUAGCUUUGACUCCCUUUUUAAUUCUUUGAAGUAAUGGUAUAAUUUAAGCGAAAAUUUCCAAAGUCGUGUUUUUUAUAUCUACUUUCUCAUGUUCAAUGCAGAUGAUGAUGUGGACCUACAAAACAGCACAGCCCGGGGUGAGGAGGGAAACUCUAGUGGAGGAUCUCCUCAAACGAAGCGCAAAGGCAAAUUCUCCAAAAUGGGGAGGAUCUUCAAACCCUGGAAGUGGAGGAAGAAGAAGCACAGUGAAAAGUUUGCAGAGACUUCAAUAGGUAAAUUGGUCAUAUUACUUUUCCCAAUAUUGCGCAAUAAUUUAUAUAUCAUUAUUAUUACUAUUAUUGAUACACUCUUCCUUUUUUUAAGCCUUAGAGAGAAAGAUUUCUGUCAGAAAGAGUCGCCAAGAGCUGAUUGCUAGAGGGGUUUUAAAGGAUAUCCCAGAAAAUGGUAGAUUGUGCUUUGGCUUCUUUUGCUUAAGAAAUACUACAUCCAUGAAUUGGCUCCACAUAAACUGUAUUUUUUAAUCUUUGUGUGUGUCUUCUUGUGACAGAGAGCAAUGAUGUCAACCAUUCUAAAGCUCCACCAGUCAAAAAUGGACAUCCUGUGCCAAUGGACGUGGACAGGGUGUCCGAAGCAGGUACAAGGGUGUCUCGAGGGGAGUCGGACAUUAAAGGAAAUAAUUCCCUCAAGCCGCCCCUACCGGAUGAACGUCGUAGCAGAGCACCAUCAGAUGCCUCCCGGAGUAACCGGGCGCCUUUGGAUGUAGACACUCACGCACGGCUUUCUGUAGACCCGGACAGGAGAAGCCGUCUGCCAUCAGAUGUUGAUAAAAGAGCUGGGUCUUUACCCAGAGGACCUCCGCCAGAUGACAGGUACCGCAGGGAAGAGAGGCGAGAUGCCAGAGAUGAGGACAGAGGAAGGAAGAACAGGGAAGACGUGGAAAGAAGAGACUGGCGAGAGGACAGGGAAAGAGAUGGUGGGGCUGAUCGGAGGGAUGACAGAGACCACAGAGAGAGGCGUGACUGGAAAGACGACCGAGACAGGAGGGAUGAAAGAAUGGAAAGAGAAAACAGAGACCGGAGAGAUGAUAGGGAUAGGAAGGAGAGAGAUGAGAGGGAGCGUAGAGACCGGGAUGAGAGGGAGAGCAGAGACCGGGACGAGAGGGAAAGGAGGGAUCGGGAUGAGAGGGAGCGUAGAGACGAUCGGGAACGGAGGGAUCGGGAUGAUAGGGAUAGGAAGGACAGAGAUGAGAGGGAGCGCAGAGACCGAGAGGACAGGGAAAGAAGAGAUCGUGAUGACAGGGAAAGGAGGGACAGGGGCGAUGAUAGGGAUCGACGGCCUGAGAGGGAGAGGAGAGACGGAAGAGAGAGAGAAGACAGGGAGAGAAAAGACGCACGGGUAGAUCGGGAUGACGGGGACAGGAGGGAUGACCGGGAUAAGCGAGAGGAGAGAGAAAAGAGGGAAAACAGGGACAGACGGGAAGACUGGGCCAAGAGAGAUGAAAGAGAGCGACGAGAUGAGCAGGAAAAGAGAGAGGAGAAGGAGAAGAGAGACAGGCCUGAACCUCAACGGCUUGUGGAGAACUCUCGGCCUGCAGUCAGGCCUGUCUCUGAGAUGGACUUGAGGCCUCCCUUACAAAAGAGCUCUUCAGAGGAAAGCAAGAAAGUCCGCCCAGCCUCAGAGUCAGAUAAGAGGAGCACUCUACCACGAUACAUGCCUGCUGCAGAGUUCAGAGAACGCUCAGGUAAAACCCUCGUCCUUUGACUUUCUCCAUUUUAUCUGAAAGUAUCUUAACACUCAUCAGGGCCAGAACUGCGAGGAAACCACCAGUAACAAAGAUGACUUUGGUUUACAGUUUUCUUAGUAGAAAUAUCUAAAUCGUCGAGGCAGAGUACAGUAUGACAUAGCGUGUGUUUGUAACUUUGCUGACCCUUGUACUUAUUCUGACCCCAUCCUCGGUCUCGCUUUAAGCCUCACCAAGUAGUUAAACCAGUAAUCCCAGCACAACUGCAACACUUCACCAAAGUUAAUCUUGCGUUAGAAAGGCUUUCUUUUUCUCCUUAAUGCACUCGACAUGGUCUACAUGUAAUUAAAACACCAUGCACUCUCUAAAGGUGAGGCUGUGGGAAUUUAGUGGAUGUCUUCAGGAUCAGGGUGUGUGACCUUGACUUUACUUAGUAACAUCUUAUUCUGAUACAUGUUUGACCACUGCAAGAAACACAAUAUACUCUAUGUACUUGUGGUGCAGUCAGAAAAGUUUGUUCAAGGUUAGAGUCAAGUUACAUUUACUCGAGAUGAGGAAAUGCUCUGCGACCCUUUUUAUUUGUUACUCCGACUUAAGGAAAAUUGAUAUUUGCGACCCAACAAAAAACUAUUAACAGCCCGAAUGGUUUCUUGUCAACUCUGCUCUUGCACACAAUUUAUAAAAGAAAGCAAAUGUGACAAAAAAAAUGCAGACGCACUAGUUGUUUUCUUUCUCGUUGUUUUCCCCAGAGAUUAACAGAGUUCUGAUGCCAGUAGCAAAGCCAUUAACAAUGUGAACCUUCGAAUAUACCACUGUGUAUCAAAGUAUAGAUCAAAAAAUAUUUGAGCUUGGAUUCUUAGAGGUAAGGAAACUACAGUGGAAACAAAUUUAGUGGGCUCAUAGUAUAAAAACAAUCAGUCUGUCUCGUAUUCAAAGUGACUGUGUUUUUAGGAGUAGUGUUAACUGGGAGUCAAAUAAUCAAGGUAAUAAACAGCAUCAGGAGUAGGAAUUCGUAAUGCUAUUUUAAAACAGGGCUGUGUUGGACUUGGGCUGUUUUUGAAUGAUGAAACAUUUUCAGACAACUUUCCAGCCAUCAUCAAAUAUCAGGAUCUGAAGAGAUCGAGGAAGCAUGCUGGGCAUAAUUUGUCCCUGCAGAGAAAUGAGAAAAAAACACAUUUUUUCACAUAAAACCGCUUUGAUCCAUGUUUAUUUUCUAGUCAUGAUUCUCACAGCCAUUUGCUUCUAUAAGGAGGACAUAAACAGUCACAUUAGAUAUUAGGGCUGGGCGAUAAACCGAAAAUUUAUUGAUAUCGAAAUUUAUGACAAUAACCAAUGUCAUUUUGCCCAUGACAAUAUAUUCGGUGUCAAAGAAAUAAAUAAAUGAAGUUGUUUUUGGAUGUGUGUAGGUAGGCUAUGGUCUCAUGUCUCUUUAAGACGCUGUCCUAUGUCAGAGUGAGGAGAUGGAGGACGGUUCAAAAAUUGUAGCGGCUGGAGAAGUAGACAAAGUUAAUGUAGGAGGGGGUGAGCAGCUUCUGGAGUAGUUAUCGUCUGUUUAUUGUAAUCGAGGUGAACUGCUCAGUAUAUCGUGAUAUUGAUUUGAGGCCAAAUCGCCCAGCCCUAACUGACUGAUUACCUGUAUCAGUUUCAGCUUCAUGAACUCAACAACAAGUGGAUUUACUUUCAUGCCUCAAUCAGUCUCAGUUUUAAAAGGCUGAAUAUCCCUUCCAUGAAGAACCUUACUUCUGCUUUACUGCCUUAGCAACCCCUCUUACAAAGCAAAGAGCUCUGGGAUCAAGUAAGUCAGGAGGAGAUUUGAGGCCGUAUCGCCCAGCCCUAUUAGAUAGAAUCGAGUUUUAUGAAGACAACCACUUAAAUGUCUCUGUAAGACAACCUGCCAUAGACUGCUUUGAGUGCACUGACAUUGGUGAUUAAAAAAGUAAGAGGAUGUUGAGUGAGUCAUCACCUUUUGAAGAGCAGUCUUGGUGAAAUCUAAAGCAGAGAAGUUAGGACAAAUUCACUCGUCCUACAUACUUUUUAUGAAGUGCUGCAACCAAAAGAAAACACUCUCUGCCUCGAAGGUCAGGCAGGAUUAGGGUUCUCUUUUAUUGUCCAAUGCAUCAUUUUCUAGUCUCAACGGAUGACUUUUUGAACUUCCAUUCGCUGCCUCCGGUUGAAAUGUGGGCUCGCAAGUAUGAGCUCUGUCUCUGCGUUUCAUCAAACGCUUUUCAAUGUUUUGAUGUUGAAAAAACCUUUACAUGCACUAACCAUGGUGCUGUGAUAUCGUUUUAGAUAAAUGAUGUGGAGUUUGAACCUGACUGGAAUUGCGUUUGUCAGAAACUAGAGAGUAAACACGCAGCUUUGAUUUGUGGAUUUAAAGGCUACAUCAGACUCCUACGCCGCUCUGAGCUGUCUCUGUGUGUGCCGUGUGAACUUCAUACAGUUUGAUUGAUUUUAACCUUCAUCCUUUGAUAACUUUAAAAGCUUGAUCAGAGUGAAAGCUCUUUCUAUGACGUGUUUGUGAUCACCCUUUUUUGUUUCCCUGUAGUUACCUUGUUGUUUUUGUGUUUGUCUUUAUGUGUGUAUCCCCUCUAUAGAGUCUGCUGCUGUCCGCUUCGCCCCCGACCCUCAUCCAUCACAAGACCCCCAGCAAGAACCUCCCCCACUCAAACAGGCCUUGCUUCCCCCUAAAUUUCUCACCGAGUCCGGCAGAAGUCCGACCCCGUCCUCCUCCUCUUCAUCCUCCUCCUCCACCUCCUCUGCUUCCUCCUCUACUCCUGUAGCCGUGGCAAAGCCUCCCAGGACAGUCUCCCUUAUAGUUGACGACCAGCUUCGGCCGCCCCAUGUUGUUCCUCCCUCGACUGAUUCUGACACACCACCCCCUGUUCCUCCCCACGCCAAGCAGCCUCCUGUCCCUCCACCUAAACCCACUAACCGCAACAGCAACCCCGCACUGCUCGGUGAGUUUGUCGUGGUCUUUGUAUUUGAUUUUAGUUUUGCCUUUACAUAUCAGAGAAUUUUCUUAAUGUGGAUUUAAUCUCCCUGAGUUGUGGACCUCGCUGACAUAGAAGCUCAUCACAAGUUACAGAGAAAUGUAGAAACAAGGUGUUAAUCAAAACUGCAUCGUCAAAACUGGCACUAUGUUGUUCCCUGUGCUGCUACCUGGGAGCUAAUGUUAGCAAAAAUACUUCACAAGUACAGCUCCACAGUCAAGCAGAUAUUCAUUCUUUUCUCCAUUUUAUUCAUAUUUUUAGGAUUAUCAUGUUCAGUGUCAAAAACAAUCAUUUACAGUUAAUCCCUGCAAUAUAUAAGUCAAAGUAGGGCUGGGCGAUAAACCAAAAAUUAACCGAUACCAAAAUUUAUGACAAUUACCGACGUCAUUUUGCCCAUGUCAAUAUAUUUGGUGUAAAAAAAAAAAUUAGUUGGUUUUGGAUGUCUGUAGGUAGGAUAUGGUCUCAUGUCCCUUUAAGACGCUGUCCUACAUCAGAGUCGUGAAUCUACCUCAUCCAGUGUGUAACAAAGAGGGAAAGACAGGUGAGGAGAUGGAGGACGGUUCAAAAGUUGUAGCAGCUGAAGUAGACGAAGUUAAUGUGGAAGGGGGUGAGCAGCUUGUGGAGUAGUUCAUUUAUCGUUAUCGAGGUGAACUGCUCAAUAUAUCGUGAUAUUGGUUUGAGGCUAUAUCGCCCAGCCCUAACUCAAAGACAACAUAUGUCAAAGGUCGAACACUUGAUAGUUUUAUGAAGGAUUUGAUGCCACUAGCAUGUUUUUGAGCUUGUGUACUGUAGUGCCGCAUUAUCUUUUCUUAUCACAACACUGUGUAAUUAUUUGUAGACCAGUUUCUGGAUCCUUGCUGUUCUAUGCAAGGUCUUCCCUGAAAAUAUUGUUGUGUGAGUCAGACCAGAGGAAAGUUUCCCACUUUGCCUCAGCUCAUCUUAGAUAGGGUUCAAGUUCGGAGAAGCCGCCUGCAUUUCAUUUUUACUCUGUGGGACAUUACUCUGGAACGUCUGAUCUAUUUCCUCACACAGAGUGAUGCACCUCUUCCCACUUUAACCCUGUUAAGGUUGUGAAAUGUGUUGCUGGCAUCAAAUUGAAAAAAAAAAGCAUUUGUUUUGUCGCACUUGCAUUAUUAUUGGUGGUCAAUUUCUGUUUUUAUCAACUCUUUACAGCAUCUUGUCUAUUGUAAAAUUAGCUUUAUUAAUAAUAACAGAGAGGCAAGAUACCUAGGGUAGGUGUUAAGCUAUCCCUUAUCGGUUGUUAUCGUGUUUGUAAGACUGCUGAAAAGACUGUUAGAAGAUCCAGACAAAGAUUCUUUUAAUAGCUGUAACCUAAUCUCUCAGGUAGAAAACCACCCUGUUCAGAGUAAGUCUACUUUACAUGCUUUUUGUUUCCACCGACAGUCAGUGCUUUGAAUGUCAGACACAUUUUUUUCAAAUAAUACCCUCAGAAACAGAGUUGUUUGUUCAGGUAAGACCUCAAUAACAGUUAUGUAACUCUCUUUGAAGCAGCCAGACUCCAUUGACAAAACAGUCAUUUUAACUUGUAGAACACCAGAGUUGGCUGCCUCACCCAUUUAAUCUGUUUGUCAAAAAUAUGUUGUGUUGCAUCUGAGACAUGUGAUUGAAACACCAAAAGCACUCAACACUGCAAACCAACCAGCUGAUUAAGUUGGCAGAACCAACAAGUAAUUUCAGCGUUCUGCGAGCUAAAAUAACAGAUUUUGUUAAUGGGAUUCUUGGCUUGUGAGUGGAUAAUUUUGGUUGAAAACAUCAUUUUUCUCUCUUUCACUGAGGUCUGUAACUACAAGAAUAAUGUUUGUAGAGUGAUCGUACUUAUAAAAUAACUACUUGUGCCUGUCAGUUGCAAAAUUUAACAGCACUUUACUUGAGUGCAUUGUUUUUAAGGAUGCCUUUAUUUAAAAGCAAAAAAGCAAAAACAAGGCCUCUUUUUGAAAACACGGUUGGUGCUCUUUGAUUCGAUAAAAUAUUUAUGCAUUUUUGACUUCACUGUAAUGGGAGUCCCUUUUUUUGCUGGAUGUGUUUGUGUAAAUCAUAGGCUCUUAAUUUCAUUCCCCAGAUUCAUAACCAAAAAAUCCUGUCAAAGGUCACUUGAGGUUGGAAUUCCCAUGAUAUGUUAGAUGUGCAAGGUUUUCCCACACCAAAAAAACAGUUUUUUAUUUGACAGACCUUAUCAUUUUGGAGGUCUUUCCUUACUACACAAAGAAAAAUAAGUGUAUUUUAUCACUAAUUAGGAAUAUAAACUCUACUUUUUUACGGUGUUUGAUUUAAAACAAAGGUUUUUACCAUAUUUGCUUUACCUGAAACUAAGACAAAAAUGGAGGCUGCAGUUCUUUGCCGUGAAGCUGUUUCCUAACAUGUUGCUGCCACGCAGGUUCAGUGUGUGCAGUCAGCGGUCUCUGAGGGUAGAGCACGCACCGGCUUGUCUUUGCACAAUUUAUGCAACGCCAGCACUUCUUUAGAAGUCAGAUUGAAAGUGAUUGGCUUUUAGUAUUUCAUGCAUCCUUUGUCCAAGCAUGCCACAGCGGCUCCAGCAUAUAUCCUACCCCAGUGCUGUCUCUUCUUAACAUUAUCUGUGGCAGAGACACAUUCCAACACCAUUUGUUAGACGAGGUUUCCAUACAUAUGUUAGUGGAUUUCAUUUCUCACUGUCACAUAUUCUACUCUAAAGGUAUGUGCCUGCGCAGAGAGGCCUGUCUGAGAUUACUCGGUAAUGGACUUUGCAUGAUUGCAGUGUGUUGUGUGUACUGUGAAAGGACACAUAUACAUACACACACUGAGAGCAAUCCUUGGAGAAUCCUGCUCCUGCUUGUUUCUCUUUUAUUUUUAGCAGGUUGGAUGCAAACUUUAUUGUACAUAUUUUUAAUCACAGGGAAUAUCGCUUGACAAAGGCCAUUUUAUGUCCUGAUCCUUAAAUCCAUAUUUGGAAAAUCUAAUCGCAGGCAAUCAGCUGAUGAUAAUCUUUGAACAUGCUUGGAUAUGCUGCUGACAAUCUUUGUGUAACAUCUUAAAAUAUAAAACUCAACUUGUCAGUGCCUCCUGGUGGAUGAAUGCUAGUUAUUAUUUUGAAAUUUUCUAAAUAAUUCAAAAUGUAGUUAGGCUUUUUCUGCUUUAUAUUGAUUCAUCAAUGUAUCAAGUAUAAACUCUAGUAAGAAAUAUAUACAAUGAACUUAAAUUAGCUGGUUACUUACAGUAGGAUAUGUUUUUAAGCCCUAACUACUUGAAAUUUUGGUGACAUUGGGAUUUUAAAGGGUUGUUAACUCCUUAAUUCGGCUGAAACAUUGCAUUUAUCAUGGUUGUCGUAACAACUGUAUGAUGUAAUAUUUAUGAUAAGAUGAAUUAGUGGAACAAAAUUGGAAAAAAAAGGAUUUUCUCACGAUUAUUUCCCUGACGGAGAGAGUUAAUCUUAAGUAUUUGCCAAUAGGAUCUAACACACUAAAUAUGCUUGAUGUAUCCAGGAUGAGUAACAAAUGAGUUUCUUAUCUCAUGUUCAGAAAUUUAAGUUAUAUCUUGACAAGUCUUCUUUAACAUUAAACCCUGGGUGUAUACUCUGCAUCUGGACAGUGUCAAGCCAGGCCAGAGUUAUCCAGAAUCCUCCCUCCCCCCAAUGUCUUUCCCAAGCUUGGAAUGUAAACGCAGCCCCAUCCCUGACAUCUCCACUCAUUUUUGCCAGCCUCCUCAUUGAACAGGGGCUCUAGAGUCAGGCAGCCUUGUUACUGGAUCAGCUGGAGACGUCAGAGCGAACUCGGCCUCUACCUCUCUCUGCCUGUGUACAUGCGGCACAGGGCCUGCCAGACCUGCUCAGGUACCCAGCAGGGAGCCAGAUCACAAUGCAUCUUGAUAAAGCCUGCAGUCUGGUCUCAUAGAUCCACGUUCUCAUCUCUAAUGGAUCACCUCUGCUCCAUCUUAACACCUGUAGUCCAUUGCAUGUCUUUUGCAGCUCACUGGAGCUGUUCUCAGCUCAACUAACUUAAAAAAAAAAACAAGACUGCAUGGACUCUGACCUGACAUCUAAUGUUCAAGAGUGUGUGCGGUUAUGUUAAUGAAUGUCCACUGCAGACUGUUGUCCAUUGACUCAGCCUCUAAAACCACCACUGACAUGUUUGCUUGUUUUGUCAAUGAAACUAACUCUGUUUGUUACAGACGUUAUUUGCAUUUUCAUGUUUGGAUUGUAGUUCAUACUUCAUGUGUUUUUUUGUCUUUUUUUUAAUCAGAGGUGUCACAGUUUGAUUCUGUUAUCUUCAAAAUAGAGAAGUCAUUUUGUUCAAAGAUUAGGAUGAACGAUUCUGAGUGUUUUUGUUUUUUCCACCGCCACCUAUGAGAGAAAAAACCCUCAAGUGAUGAAUGUAUAAUGACAACAUGUAGAGGCACAGAUCAUCUUGAUAAUAUUCAACAAUAUUAUUGUGGCCCUAAAGUAUUUUAUAACCAAAGAUUUUAAUGAAGGCCAUGUUACUUUCAUUUAACACCAAAAACAGCAGACUAUGACUUGAAGAUUUAUAUUUUUGUCAUGAUUUAGGCCUUUAUUGUCUUUUCUAGAUUGCCAAAUUUUUGCAUAGUUAUAUAAAUGUUCAUAAUAUUCACUUUGUCUGAGAAACAAACAGAAUAAUAAAGAUUCUGACUAUGUUUAUACGUGCCUGGCUAUUUUCAUAAACGGACAUUUCACCCUCUCCGUUUACAAAAAAAAACUAACCUGUGAAUAAAUGCCGUCAAGCGCAUAUCAAACAUGUGAGUGGCAGUGUAGCGAGACGCUCAAGCCCAUGUUAGAAAAUCAGAAUCCCACAAAGCAGUCAAAAACAACAACGCCCCAUCCUUCUUUCCUGAGCACAAUCUGCCAUCAGCUACCCAAAUCUCUGUUUUACUACAGUUUUCUCCGUUUAAUCUUCACUCUGGCCGGAGUUUUUAAAUAGCAUCAUUUUAGGGUCGAAUUCUCCAUUUGCGUCUAAAGGAAGGGUGCAAAUGAUGGUUAAUGUCUCAGUUUUAAAAAUAUCUGGGUAUGUAUAAACAGGGCCUCUUAAUAAUCUUUACACCUUGUUUUUCCUUGUUCAGAAUUUAAACAGAAGCGUGCAUGAUGAUCUGUUUAACUAAGAUCUUUAACCGAAUUAGGUAUUUGGAGAACUGUGACACCCCUGAUUGUUAAAUAAACCUCUCAAUGAUUGUUUUUUAACUGUUUUUUCAAUCAAUUUAACAGCUGAGCUCUCUCAAGCUGGCAGUGGCGUCAUCAUAGUGCCAGUGCCUGCCAAGCGCUCUCCACCGACGCCACCCAAGAGGAUGACCCCGGUCACAAAGCGCCAUGCCAGUGAUACUUCUCCCCCGAGUCAGGCGCCGGAGUCUCCCACCACUGAAACCGCCUCUGCUCCCGCGCCGAUCCCUCCUGCUGUCCAGAGAGGAGAGAACAGUGAAGACAGCCCUGCAGCUCCCCAGACCUUCCUUGAGACUCCGCCUUCGCCGCCAUCCCACAUACCUCCGUCUCCUCCGAGAGUUCAGUCACUCCAACCGCCAAACUCCUCUUCCUCUUCUGCUCCUGUGCCCGCUAUUCAAACGGACCCCCCCAGCCCCACCACAGAGCCCCCCAGCCAGCCUCCUGCCAUCCCCCUACACAUCCUUAUCCAGAGAGCCCUGGCCAGCCCCGGUCCUGCUCAGCCCAAUCCAGACGGCUCCCAGAGGGCUCACUCACUGCUGUUCGAAUCUCCUCCAGAUUUCUUGACUGAGGCGGGGGGGAACUCACGCCACUCUCUGCCCAUCACCAUCGAACCUCUUAGACUGUAAGUGUUCCACUUUCUGCGCAUUACAAUCUCACUCUAAAAGUGGGGAAUAAAGGAGAGCCAUUUCCUCCUUUUGGGAUAAAUGUUUUUUAUAUUAUUUGUCCAAGUCAAAGCAUUUAGGUUUCAUAUGCACUAUAAGAACGAUUCUCUAUAAAAGAUGGUAGAAAAAGUAAAAAGUAGUAUAAAGAAAUGAAAAAGAUAAAACAUUAAAGAGACACAAAAACAUAAAAGUAAAGUUCUCACACUUUGAGUGAACUUCUGUAACUGUAUUUAUAUCCGUGGGAGUUGAAGUGGGGGGAAAAGUGGACCUGACUACCCAGGGCCCGAGUACAGAGAGGGGCCUACUGACAUUGAGAGUGUUCAGGGCCCAGAAUUUGGUGUUACGCCCCUGCUUACAUCGAUCCUGCCGCUCUUCUAUAACUCAUCAUUACAAGUUUGGCAGCAAUUAAUUUUAAAUUGCUGAUUUUUUUGUGAAUUUCAUGUAAAAGUAAAAAAGUCGAAAUCCAUAUGACUUGAAGAUUCAGUCAUCGUAUGUUUUCUAUAAGGAUCACAUGCACAUAAGCGCAUACGUAGUGUAUACACACAUGCACCAGUGUUAAGCACUGUCCUUAUAAGAGACUGUAGUCCACAAACAGCACACCUCACCUGUCACCUGGUUCUUAUAUGACAUAUGGAUUACACUAUCUUCAUAAAGUCUCAAAGUGGAAAGAGUUACUGAGGAGUUUAAUCAAAAUUGGCAGGAGGGAGUGUUUGUAACAGUUCAGCCUGGUUCUCGGGACUCUAAACCUGCCAGAAGGUAAAAGGUUGAAGUCUCAUGGCAGGAUGAGAGUGUGAAUUUUUGUCCUUGUGUGAUAACAGACUGCUUAUAAAGAAUCUGCAGUGACAGGUGAUUUUUUUUUUGACCCCAUAUUCUUUAUGGCUGUCUGCAGCUGGAGGGGCAAUCCGUGAGCUCAGCCACACCGUCAAAUUACCACACCAGGCAGGCUAUAACACCGUAUCUUAUGUAUUUUCCAGCGCUAUAAUAAAGUGAGAGGAUUUUCUGCUCCACUCCAUAGAACUAGAGUCUGUGUGAAAAAGUGCAUAUGCUGCUGGAGUUGGGAGAAAAGAUAUCUGUAUGAACCAAACUGAAUGAUAGGCUGUUUUGCUUUUUUAAAGCACAGAUUAAAAACACAAGGGGGGGUAAGGGGUGUCCUGAUACAACUUUUUGACUUCCGAUACAAUACCGAUAUUGUAGCUUUCAGUAUUGACCGAUAAAUAAAAAAUUGUGCAUGACAUAUUUGUCUUUUUCAAAUUUAAACAACAAAUACUGCCACAAGGCCAACAUCACUCCUACUCCUUGCUACGUUGUUAGUACCUUAGUACACACUGUUGUUGUGAUUAUGUGGGCUCAGCUUGCUGGAUCAGAUAGAGGAGAUAAAUAAGGUGAGAUAGAGGUGCUGGAGCGGAGUCUGGAAUGGACUGCUCGUAUCAGAAUGCUGAUAUCAUAGAUUUUAGAUGCAGGCCGAUAUAAUCCGAUAUUCGUUUUUUUUUUUUGCUGAUAUCAGACCGAUAUCAGUAUUGUAUUGGGACACCCCUACUUGUGGUCACUCACAACCAUACAUUUCCACAGUCUUCGCCACAUUGAGUUCAAGAUGGUUCCAAUUUUGCCACCACUCAAACUUCUUUAGUCGUUAUAUUGAGUAGCUAGGAGAUUUCUGGGGCCUGUGUUGAAAACGUUAGCCUCGAUCCUCAUUAGAUGUUAAGACAUUUAGUGAAUUUAUUUUACAAGCAAUUUUACUUUUACAGUUACUGAAGCUACAUAUUUAUGGACGACGAUAUUUACUCAGCCUAAUUCAAAAUAAACUUUAAUUAAAAAAGAAUUAUGGGCUUUGUUUUCUAAAGUUGUUGAAUUGAAAGUUUUUACAAGGUAACUAACAAGACCUACAUGCUCUCCAGCCAGACAAACAGGAGUUAUGUAAAAGUGGGCCCCAUUAAUCUUUGAAACAAAUAUUUUUCUUUUAUUGCCUCAUCUUGAAAUCUCAGAUUACUGUUAUGAAAAGGAGAAUUAAAGAUUAUCCCUCACAUUUUGAAAUAACAAUGCUGAACUUGUUUACAGACCAGAAGACGACGACUUUGACAUGGAGGAGGAGAUGAGGAAGCUACACCCGCCGAGGCCUUCUCGCCAGGCAGAGCUGGAACCCCGCAGCAGGAGAGGUUUAGUGGGGGACCCGAGAGUUAGUGUCAUUCAUGAAGGAGGAGGUCCUGGAGGGAGCGAGGAAGAGUCUGACUCAGACGGUCCCAUCCUGUACAGAGAUGAGGAUGAUGAGGAUGAUGAGGAGGAUGUUCCGACAAGUAAGACAGUCUUUCCUAAUCCGUUACAUUGAAACCAAAGUGAAUCAAAACUCAGACUUCAGACUUCCUCUCACGUUUUUAUCCAAUAACAAAUAUCUUAAAACAAAAGCAGGAAAAGAUGCACAUAGAUUCUGUGAGUAUAAACAUGGAUUUAUUUCAAAACAUGUACUAGAACAGAACAGAGACCACUGCGGUGCUCAUUUCCAAUCACUUCAAUAUCUUAGUUUCAAAACGUAGUCGUGAACAUGCAGCCAUAAAAUAAAGAAUGCUUUUAUGAAUUUCUCAUAAAACAGGAUGUGAGAACCUCACAGUCUCCCUGACGAUGCAUAAAAAUACCCGCCAUAGAAAUAUCUCCGGUGUACCCAGCAAGGCAGGAUCGAAAUAGACGAACAAGACCAAUAAUGCAUAAAAAUUCCACUCAGCUAGAGAGUGCACUUCAUUCGAAAUCACACCAGCAGCAGCAGAGUGAAGUACCUCUCAUGAAGGUAGAAGAAACGAGUCAUCCCCUGAUAAAAUACAGAUUUUAGAGGCAGUCAUUUACACCAAACACAUUUUUCUGGCUACUGUCAACCACAGCAUGUUUGGAUUGUGUUUGUUGAAUUUAAUGUCUUUAGUUCGUUCAUAAAAACUGAUGCUCUACGCUCAGCUGUUGAUGCAAAAUAAACAUUCGCACUCCCAUUACAUAUUUUGUUUUCCGCGCACGUAUUUACAGUGGCGUUAAUGCAGAAAGAUGACAAAAGUACAUUCAUAACAGAUUGCCUCCGUUUCCUCAUGAAGCCUGUUGAAACCAUCUGUGAUUGAUUUUUUAAAAUGAGCCAUCUUCCUCUCACAGCGAGUGAAAUUAAUCAGGGCUGUUUUUCUUUUCUCGCUCUCUACUGAGACAAAUAUAAAUUACAACGUGCCGAAAAUGAAAGCUUUGGGCUGUUUACUGCACAUUUACUCAGGUUUGUUUUCAUACCAAACAAAAAGUGCACACAAUGUUUUUGUUUUGUUCACAGUAACUUGAUAUAUUUGAGGGUACGUUUUGAGAAUUGUCAUGUUUCAAAUUAGGGCUGGGCGACAAACCAAAAAUUUACCGAUACCAAAAUUUACAAUAAUAACCAAUGUCACUUUGCCUAUAUUAGUAUAUUUGGUGUCAAGACAAUUGAUAAAUAAAAGUUGGUUUUGGAUGUGUGGGUCAGUAGGUUGGUUGGUCAAUUAGAUAUUUACAACAGGUGCACCCUCUUGCAACUCUUUGACUUUUUCCAGGGUGAAGCAGCACCGGUUGACAAAAACAGACAAAAUAAAGUGUAAACAGCUAAAAGCCCCAUUUCACUUGUCAGAUUUAGUUUAUGAAUCCUGCACUGGACGUCUACAGUUGGUUUUUAUAAUCAAUGUUGAUCUCAAAAGUUAAAAGAAAUGCUCAGACAUAACCGUACAGGCCGGAAUAAUGGAUCCUGCUAAUCACCAUCAUUAGAAAAUAAGACAAAAACAGUUAAGCCUUUUUUUUGUUUACAACUGUAAAUAAUAGUCACUCACAGCUCCAGGAGAAUGAAAAAUAAAGAGAUUUGGUAGGCUAUGGUCUCAUGUCCCUUUAAGACGUUGUCACUACGUCAGAGACGUGACUCCACCCCCAUCCAGUCCGUAACAAAGAGGGAAAGACAGGUGAGGAGAUGGAGGACUGUUCAAAAGUUGUAGCGGCUGAAGUAGACGAAGUUAAUGUGGGAGGGGGUGAGCUGCUUGUAGGGCAGUUAUCGUCCAUUUAGCGUUAUCGAGAUGAACUGCUCAAUGUAUCGUGAUGUUGAUUUGAGGCCAUAUCACCCAGCCCUAUUCCAGGUACAGUUACAUUCUGCAAAAAUAACACCCAGGCUUCAAAGUACUCUCAAUAUAUCUUAAUUCAUCUGUGUACAGUUAAAGAUUAAUCAUUUAUGAAACGGGUUCCUGGUGUUAGAGAGAAGGUCCAGCUCUCAAGACCACUUUGUUUCAACAUCAUCUUAUACCAUUAUCUGAUAGGAUAAAAGUGAAGCAAGUGCAAACUUUGACGAUAUUCUCUUUAUAUGUCAUCAGGUGGGCUGGCGAGCCGAAUCAAGAGGAAAGACACACUGGCCUUGAAGCUGCAGGAGAGACAGGAGAGAGAGGAGAGGAACGCCCAGGAGAACCACGACAACAUGAGCUGGCACAACAGGGAGCAGUGGGUGGCCGUGAGGAACAGGAUCGGCACCACGCUGACAAGGUAAAUGAUGUGCAUCCAUCUAUCUAUACAUCCAUCCAUCACAGUUUGACAAAUCAGAGACAUUAAAAAAAGACCGGGAGAAGUGAAGAGGGAUGUAUGUUGUCAUAGAUCAACAAGAAAAGAGCCCAAAGCAUCCUCGUUUUAAUAGUCCGAAAUGGCGUGGUCAUGUAGACCUAAAGGACAAACUUUGACAUGUUCUGGCAUCAAAGUAAACUUCUCCCUUAGAUACAUGAUCAAUAUUACAGGGUCAAGUUUACUGUUAAAAUUCUCUCACCUGUGUUCUGAUGUGUUUUCAGCUUUUUAUCGUUGUCUUCAUCAUGUACUUUGUUUUUAAUAGAGAUGAUGGUGCAGGCAGGGUAUUAAUAUUCAUUUGUUGUUUGUAUAUCCCUACACAACUUAAAUAACUCCAUCUGCUGGAGGUUUACUGUCUUGACACCCUCUGCAGACCACAACUUAAAGACCAAGUGGAACUUUUCCAUUGGUGAAGUGACUAUUAAAAAGAGACCAAACAUCCCUUUGAGCCCUGAUGAUGAAAAAUGUUGAAGUUUUUUGAGGUCCACUGAUAAUAAAUGCUUUUUUUUAAACUGUUCAAAAGAAAGAAAGAAAAUAUCUGUACUCUGGGACACGUUACCUAAACUGCUGAACAUGUACACUGUCAAACAUAGUUACACCUGCAGCUUUCCACAGGGAUUGAUGAUGGUCCUGUUACAUCCAUCCAUAUCAGUCUUUAAAACGUGUCUCGUGUCAUUUGUCUUCAGGCGGCUGAGCCAGAGACCGACAGCAGAGGAGUUGGAGCAGAGAAACAUCCUUCAAGGUAAGCCUCUUCUUCCCUCCCUCCCUCCUUUUUCUUACUCAAUCCGUCCAUCUCUCCCCUGCCAUCCCUCAUUUCUCUAUUCAGGUGCGUUUGCCAGCACCACAAGGUCAGGCAACUUAGUUUUCUUGGUUUGUGCUGAAGCUACAGUAAUCCUUUUAGUAAUUCAUCAGCGAGCAAAUGUGUGGGGGGUAUUUUCACCUCUUGCCUCUGGUAUAUUGAUUCCCUCUAAACACAGUCGAUUUUAUGAUUUAAAUCAUGAUAUGAAUUAUUUAAUAUAUUCUACUGUCAAUCCCAGGGUUGUAACAAUAUCAAAAUUUCAUGAUAUGAUAAAACCUUGAUAAGAAGUCCACAAUACUUUAGUAUUUGCGGGUUCUUUUUCCAAGUUUUCAGUUGUCUUUGAUUGUCCUGAAUUGUCGAUCACAGACAAUGACUGUAGCUCUUUGUUCUGCGUGUUCAGCGUUAUGUCUUGUAAUCUCUGAGCUCUCACACUGUUAUGGGGAAGUGAGGUUGUAAACACUUCAGAGUCGUUUGGCCCGGCUGUAUUUUUCCCCUCUCAGGGUGACUAUUUGACGAGCGGCUUCUCAUACUAUUACCUCUUUCCCCUGAUGCGUAGGACACUGUAGCUUAGCAGUGUCUGCACUUUUACCUCUUUCUCAUUUCUGACCGUAAAGGAACAGAAAUGCUUCCAUACAUUAAACUUAAUACCUGGAGUAUUCACAUUAUCGAAUUACCUCUCUGUGCUUCCUCUGCAAUCCAUGCCCAGUAUUUUUACAGCUCAAUUUAAAGCAGUGAGGAUGUUAUGCACGUGUAUGAGACCGUUUUUUUUGUCCCCUAGUGUCUCGUACCAACAAGGUGCCCUUACGUGUCUGGAAGAGUGACUUUUCAGAGACAUGUUAGAGGAAAUGAUGAAGUAUGAAGGGGCUGCAGUAAGAGGUGAUGGAUUGGUCGGUUGCUGCCAGUUGAUAAAAAAUACAGUUUUGAGUGAUAAGAUGUUCAAGUAAUCUGAAGUCCUGUCAUGUAAACUUCAUUCCUAAAGAACAUAAAAAACACAACUGAGGCUGACUAAAGUGCUUUACAGAGAGGGCAGGGUAUCCACAGUGUCUUAAAACAUGUCUAAAAUUCUCUUAAAAUCUCAUAAAAUGUCAUGUAAAUAUGAUUUUGAAAGGUCUUAAAAGUGUAUUAACUCUACUUAAAAUAAAUAAUGUUCCAUAGGAAUAGAAAUUGAUUUGAAGUAAUGUAAAUGUUCAGAUUUCCCUUCAUGUCUUUUGUAGUUUUUAGCCAGUAUGGAUGUUAAAUGGGUCUUAAAUUGUAUUCAUUAGUCUAAAAGAGUCUUGAAUUACACACCGAACGCUUUAACACUUCAGCACUCUGCACUUCAAUCAGCCCUUUGAUCGCUCAUUUUAGCAUUUAACGCUAGUGAAAUACAUAUGGUCCCCUGACCCUUGGCCUGUAUGUUUCAUGAGCCACUAUACUUUUCAUUGUUCCUGCUUUUAUUUUUCAUUUUCUGUCCUAUUGUGUUUUCAAAGACACGUUUUCCCUCUCUGUAAUUACUCCCUCUGCUCAUACAGGCCAUGAAGGCUAACUGUUGUACUUACUGUUACUGUAGUUUUAUUGAUUUUAUUAUUCCACCUGCUGAAGGGAAUAAAAAGAUAGAAAUUGGCCGUUGGCUAUACUCUAUAAUAUGUAUUGUCCCUGGUUUAAAUAAAUAUACUCAAAUUUAAGUUGCUGAAACCUGCAGAGACCUUGGGGGUAAAAACAAGAAUCCACAAGACAAUAGCGAUGGUUUAAUCUGUUAGGAAAUAACAACGCUCAUCUCUAAAGGAAGGCCAGAGGAAAGAGAGGAGUCUUUCACAGGUUUCACGUCUAAAUCCCUAUGAGCAGGGGCAGAUCUCUCAUGAAGUGGAAAGCUCGACCUGAUUGCCUCUGGUUCUGAGCAGAGUUUGAGGCACUUUCAGGAGCAGUUGAUUAGCCCACUAUAGCACUUUAGCCUGUGUGUGAACGUGUCGAAGUUCAGCCUCAAAUCAGCGUCAGUCCAUUAACCCAUUUAAUGGUUGCUAAAGUGAACUGUCGGCAUUUUCCACUUUGAAGUAGAUUUUGAAGUGUUGCACAUGUUUUAAAUGUCAGUCCACCCCGGAAAAAACAUCAACCACUUCAUAGAGGUUGCAUGAUUUAGUGCAUAAGAACAGAAAAACUUGGACCCAAAGGAACUGAUGGAAUUACAUCAAAAUUCACUAAAGAAAUAUAUUUAUCUCUAAACUAUUUUUUUAUUUAUUUAAUACUUUGUGUUUGCUGAUUCCUUAAUAUUAAUCUUUUUGGUGUAAAAACACUCAUACCUGACUUACAUUAUAUCCUGCUAGCUUCUUUGUCUCUGUAUCAGCGUUGAUGGUAUCAGAUCAGUGUGGUGGCUGGUCGACUCCUGAUACCAUAUACAGGCGUGUAGUAGCUGUAUCCGGGGUUCUCUAAAGUGAGAUUGUUUCUGCAUUCAAUCUUUGGCAACAUGACUGAUCCGUUUACAAAUGCUCUUGGAAAAAAACAAAAGAGUUUUCUUAUGACUAAAAAAAUGCUAAAUGCAUAUUCCUCUCUCAAGCAUUUAACCUCCUUUGCAAACAUAUAGAUCGACACAGACACAUAGUUAAACAGUCUGUUUGAUGACUACUGACCACUUAUUAUUGAAAAGUCUCUCAGAAGCCUCUUAUCACGAGCACUACCAUUAAAAUGAUCUCCUGUGCUAAACUGUGUCUUUAGCUUGAUGACUGUAUAUUGUCUUUAAAGCUAAUUUGUGCUGAAAUGGGUUCACAGUAGCCCAGAAAUCAUUUAAAAUUUGCAUGAAUGUUUGGUCAGAAUGUCAAAAUUAAAUAGCCUAGAUUGAGAUGUUCACACAAUUGGAUUACCAAUUACCCCUGAAAAUCUAUUACCUUCUCUCCAGUACUCUACCGACGUGAUAUGACUCAAUUUCACUGAUUGUAUGCAGACCAGUCAGCCAGUUGAUUUAAUGUAUGACACAUUCACAUUGUUCUGAUUACUGUUAGCCCCUAUUUACUCUUCAUUCCAUUCAAUAUGUAUUCAUGUUUUCCCUCUUUAUGCGCACACUCAGGUAGAGGCAGUCGCAGUAAGAUUUCUGUACUAAGAUGUGUUGUUUCGUAAAGCCUUGAGGCGAGGAUUAGAAAUUGUAGAAGCCUAUAAACCAAAGGAGAAUAGAUCCACAUGUAUGCUUUUGUUAUCUUACACACAGAAGGAUGAUCUUAAUAAGGUAUUAAAUUUGAAACGGUGAAAAAUGAUAUCAGAUUUGUUAUUAUAUCAAGUUUGCAGUGUGUAAACAAAGAAAUAGAUGCCAGCCUCAGCAAACGACUUGGCAGAGGUGGAUGAAGUUAAACAAAGACAGAACUGUCUGUGAACCUUUAAUCAGUUUAUAAAGACAGUCUGUUAAUUCGCUUUCAACCCAGUUCACCUUCCCUGUUUCAUCAAAUCUGGAAAGUCAGACAGUGUUAAGGAGAUCUAUUGAUUUUCGCAUCGUCUCUUAUCUCAUUACCUGACGCCGAUGUAAGUUGACACAACUGAGAGCAGAUUUACAGACAUGUUAGUGAGCCCGACUUUGCUAAUUUGUUCAGUGAUAGUGUUUUAACCGAAUGGAAAGUUGAAGAAUCGUGUUGAACCUGAUCAAAACCAUAGUUUUAGAAAAACACAACAGCUACAACAUUGAUAUCUUUCAAAUUCAAGGUCAAGUCUGAUGAUAGUCACAAUUCUGAAUACCCUGUAAUCAUGACAGAUUUCUUUAUUUUUUAUUCUUUUCUCUUUAAUAUUAAUACCAAUUAGCAAUUCACAGGGUUCCUAUGUAAGUAUGGAAAUAAAUUUGAUCAAUUUCCAGGUCUUAAAAAGUAUGGAAAAUGAAAAAUAAAGUAUGGAAAAAUUGUCAUGUUUCCUGACUAUUACCACAGUUUCUAAAAAUAGAAAAGUAGGAAAUUCCAAAAAAUAAUUCUAAAAAGUAGAAUAUGAAGAAGUAGGGAAAUUCCAACUGUGUAGGAACCCUGAAUUCAUUUUUAAAGAAGGGGUACUGAUCCUGUUUCAGGUUUUAGUCCACUCCUAAUGAUUCCCUAAACCAGCUCUAGAUCCAUUCUAGUCAUACCUUGAAAGAGAAUUACCUGAGAUACAAACCUUUAUUCGACUGACCUACUGAUCACAUGACAAGCCAUCAAAUUAGGUUGACAUUCAAGGCCAGUGCAGAGCAUGCCAAGAUGCACUAAAGCUGUAACUCUGCUAUCUUUACUUGUUAUCAUUGUCUGCAAAUGAAAGACCAACAUGUGAAUAUAGAAUUUGGACAUUUGAAAUGUUGUUCUCAUAAAAACAAAAAAGUAAAUUUGAUUCAACAAUUUGAAAAGUAAAUCAUGUUUUUGCUUCAUUCUCAUUCUAACUACUACCAGCAGACGGUGAAAAUCGGCCCUCUGCUCUGAUGCCACAUCACUGUUAUCUCCCCCAGAUUCAAGAUUCAGACAUAGUACUUCUCAGAAUCUGUCAACAAGUUUUGAUCCAGGACUCAUUCCCCCACUCAGCUUCUCGCCCGUCCUUAAAUGACUCGGCCAAAGCGACGCUACCCGCACACACACAAUAGCGCGUAUUGUUCGAAACGAGCCGGUGAUUAGAGAUUCCUGUAACCGCAGUGGGUCGACGGCAGCGCGGCUGAAAUCCACCUGACUGGCCGCAGUGUUUCUUUCUCUAAUGGAAUGUUUUUUCUUCCCGCAGCCAAGAAUGAAGAAAUUCGGCGAUUAGAGAGAUGCGAGAUCAAACGCAGGCUCACACGAAAGGUCAGGAUUCACUCUUUUACACAAUUAUAUCAUUUGCUUUACGAUGCUGCUCUCCUAAGUAGGCCGUAUGAAAAUGAAAACUGACAUGCUCCUCUUGGUUUUCCUCUCAGCUUUCUCAGAGACCCACUGUGGCUGAACUCCAAGAGAGGAAGAUCCUGCGCUUCCACGAGUAUGUCGAGAGCACGCACGCUCAGGACUAUGACCGACGGGCUGAUAAGCCGUGGACCAAACUCACACCUGCUGACAAGGUGCGAAACGUACACACACAUAAAUACACACUCUCCUACCUCCCUUUGCUACUAACAGGGCUGCUGAGGCUUAGAGAGUCUUAGUGGGAGCCGGCCUAAGCUGUGUGCAUUUUGGCAGCUAUGUAUUUAACUUUGGUCAACUGUGUAAGGAUUUGCAUUCUUAGAAGAUUCAGUAUCGCAGAGGAAUCCGAGGAACAGGAAUUCAGAUGUAAGUGGAUAAUCGGGUCCUGUGAAGGUUGGGAAACAUAUAGGACCAGAAUAAUAUAUAUAUAUGUACAUGCUCGAAUAUGCCUCUUAAAGGCAUGUUUACCCUCAGAGCUCUGCAUUAAAAUAUGACCAUUCAGCACCAGGAUGAACACUUGAGGAAAUUGUGAUAUAAUAUCCUUUUCCUAUAUCUGGGAAAAGGAGCAGUGUAUGAUGUUUUUACAAAUACAGCUGAAUCGACGGGUGAAUCAUACUGAUACAGAACAAUGCUGAAUUUGUAAACAUGAACAAAAGGAGGCUUAAAAAAAUAUUUUUAGCGUGUGUGUGAUUUGCUCCUUGGGAGAAAUUGGGAAAAUUCAAGAAAGAAGUUGUUAGGAAAAGAUAGAUGAAUGGAUGGAUGGAUGGAUGGAUGGAUAGAUGGAUAGAUAGAUAGAUAGAUAGAUAGAUAGAUAGAUAGAUAGAUAGAUAGAUAGAUAGAUAGAUAGAUAGAUUCAAAAACACAAGCAGCAACAAUGACACACAGUGUACAUUCGACAAAUGCAAACACUGUGACAAUACUUACACUGAAUCACAAUUACAUAACAACAGUCUGUAAAUAUGACCAUACGGCAGUAGUGCAGAGUUACGAAGACAUAAUAAACCGAGAUAAACAGAUAAAUAAACAGAAAAAAGCAUAGUAUGAGAAUCAAGAAUACAGUUGUAAAUCUGUUAAAAUCGAGUGGUUUAAGAAAAUAAUUGCAAAUAUAUGGUGGAAAUUUUUUAUUAAUCCCCAAAGGGAAAUUCAUUUGUGUGAAAUCUCAUCUACUAUUUAUAAAAGAAUUAAAAACAACAAGGUCCAACAAGGUGUUAUAAUUAUAGUAAUAAUAGUGAAUAUAGGGGCCCAGUGAAAUACUCGAAUUUUGGACCGGCCUAACCUGCCCGUCAAAUUUCAUUAGUUUUUCAGCAUGUCCAGUGGGUUUUAAAGUUGAAAACCUUUAAAAAUAAUAAUAAUAAUCCCUGCAAUUUCAAUAGCACUCUCACCCGCUGCUUGCUUGGCUCGGGCCCUAACAAUAAUAAUAGUAAUAAUAAUAAUAACUUUAUUCAUAUAGCAACCUUACAAACAGACGUGUACAAAGUGCUUCAAAACAUGAAACAAACAAAGGCAGAAACCGGCAAAACUCAGUGGAUAAUAAAUCAACAAUAGUCAGGCAAAAAGGCACAGAUUUGCAGAUACAGUACAGUAGAUGGCAGGUCAUAGUUGAAAAUUGAUGAUUGAAAGUUGAAUGUUAUGAAGUGGAUGAUCCAUAUUCUUUAUAGUGGCCUCUACCUUCCACAGUGUGCGAGGGAAAUAUUGUAAAUGAACAAGAAUGAAGUCAUAAUUCAGAGUGAAAAAGAAAAGUUUAUGAUUAAAAGUUGUUGGGAAAAUAAGUUGUAAUUUCCACCAUUAUCUUAAAAGUAAGAAAAAAAUCAUCCAAGGACAUAAAUGAAGUUGUUUGUAUGAGGAAGAGUCAUUGUUCGACCCAUAUAUAAAAUAACAUCUAAAGGAUAUCAGGAGUGCGUCCAGCAGUCAGGACUGAUGUAGAGAUUUUGAGAUAGCGAGAUCUUUUAAGUUUAUCCGCAGUCUGACAACAGUUGACUAAAGAUAAUGUUGUUAGCUUUUGAUCAUGCACUGUCUUUCUUCUUUUGUGCCUUAAGUGGAAAAACCGCCCCCCUGCUGAGGUACUGUUCUUUCAUGUCUCCUCACAGGCUGCCAUCCGCAAGGAGCUCAACGAAUUCAAGAGUUCAGAGAUGGAGGUUCACGAAGAAAGCAGGAUCUACACCCGGUCAGGCUCAUAUACACAAACACAUCAAUAAUUCACCUGGACUGUGUUGCAUGUUUAUUCAGCAGACUCAUCAAUAUUUAAAUAGUCCUGUUUUGAAGUUCUUUCUUUUUUACUUUGAGGACAUCCUCCUGACCUUUUCUGCAUUUUCUUCCUCUUCCCACCAGGUUCCACCGACCUUGACCCCCCUGUACGCUCACCAGUGGAUCACCUCACCUGGGAGCUGUAACAGGGUUACACUCUUCCUCCUCUUCCCACUAUGAACUGAACAUGUGGCUUUUUAAACUGACUGCCUGCUAACCUGCUUCAGCUUCAGACACGACUGUUUCUGAUAACUGGAACCAAAGCGAAAGAAGACGAAGCCACGGAUCAGUUCGCAGGAGGAGUUCGUCGUCGGUGCACCCAUAAUGGAGGUGCCUGUUGCCAACACUAAAAGAGUAUAAUAAUAAAAGCACCUCCUCCUCCUCCUCCUCUUCUACUGCUGUGAUGUGAAAAGAGUCAGCUUGAGCUGAAGUGAUGGGGAGGUAUCACACCGUGUCCCUCAGGGGAAACCACUCUCAGCAUGCCUUUACCUGCCUUCAUGUUAGAUAUUUGAUAAGACUAUGCACAAACAGAGAUGAUUGUAGUUCUAACACUGUCCAUGGUACCACCACAUUAGAGUUUAUACUGUUUAUAUUUUAAAUAAAAGGUACUACAGAGGUCCAUCUUAAAGUGCUGCGCAGCACCCGCCUUAACCCUCAGGAUCUCACGCCCAAAGUUUCAGACGAAAUGUGACAGACGCGCGUACAGCGGCGUGUUUCUACUGACAAAAAUCACCCGUAGUUCCGUUUGAAUCCUAAUUUGACUUCUGUUUAGAACUACAGAGCGCUAAUCCUAACUUAAUAUAAAAAGUGUGCAUUUUACUGUAUUAUUGCUGAUCCUUUAAUUGACUCUUUUUGAGCACAUAUGACUAGAGAAAUGUCUAAUAAGGCACCUUAUGUUUCUUAAUUUGGUGUGUAGAAAAUUCAGAAAGUGUGGAGUCGACAAUUCUGUGUUUAUAACUGAAUAAUCCAAGCGGGAAAAUGUACAUAUUUUUAUUUUCCCGGCUCUUUUAUGGUACUUUAUAUGCAAGUCCAUAGUUGGCUGCAGUUGUAUAGAUCAAUUCUGUAGAUUAAACUGACUUUAUAUUGUACAUCCACGGUAAUGCUGACAUAUUUUGAUUGUAAAGUAUUUCUCAAAUGUUAUUUCCAAGUAGUUAAUGGUACAAAUAUUUCUUUUUUUUUUUUAUACAGAGAUCUUAAAAAUGUUUUUUUUUUUGUUGUUGUUUGCAAGCCACACUGUACAAAUGAACAAUCAACUCGGAAAUUAAAAUAACCUGUGAUUUUCAUUUCAACAUGAUGUGAUUUUUUUUUUUUGCUCAGUUGUUCAACAGUUUCAUCCUGAGCGAAGGUUUAUGGCCUGCUCACAUGACCAGAUGAGGGCAGUGUUAUAUAAAAUGUGCAGAUGGACGCAGCAUAAUCCUGGUGCAAUGAUGUGGUAUAAGACAAAUAAAAGCCCUUAUCAGGUUAA